Messenger RNA from Podarcis lilfordi (Lilford's wall lizard), 47185 nucleotides. The record is from the annotation of a GenBank genome assembly. NCBI's taxonomy places the organism in Eukaryota, Metazoa, Chordata, Lepidosauria, Squamata, Lacertidae.
AUGCCAGCCCCCUCGCGCGCGGUGGGAAAAGGGGGCGGGGCCCGCCGGACCCCUCUGUGGCACCAUUUACGGAAGGGAAGGCGGGUGAGGGGUGUGGCCGCGGCUCCUCCACCCGGUCAUCCUUCCUCUGAGCUCAGCAGGAAAAGUCAUUGAGAGGGAGGCGGGAUAAACAAAAACCAAAAGUUGGGAGGAGGAGGAGGGGAGCGAAAGCGGCAAGGCUCGCGCGGCUGGGGAAAUACGGUAGCAGCAAGCAAACGGCCGUUGGGUCGCCUCACGCGCCCGGCCGCUUCUUAACGGUCGCGUCGCUGCCCUCGGGCCAGACAGACAGACAGACUGUGCGCCCUUGAGGCAUCCUCAUGCUCUCUUCGCUGCUCGUCUGAGGGGAAAAGAAGACCAAAAGCAAAGCGGCGGCGAUGGGUUAGUCGGACAGCCUCACUGUGGGAAGUGGGAAACACCUUUACGUUGCGCUUUUUAAUUUUAAAAAGUGUGUGUUGGGGGCGUGAUAUGGAAGGGGCGGCGGGUUAAACCUUUAUAAAAUUGUCGGUGCCUGCAAGGCGCUUUGAUUUUCACGCUUUUUAGCGCCUCCCUGAGGUAGGUCGACUAAUUGGGGGGCGGUCGAAUGGAUUAAGUUUGCUGGGCAAACUUGGGAAAGGAGGUUCCCCUCACGCUGCGCGGCCUUCCCGUGUUUAUUUUGUGAAAUAAACUUUUAAAAUUUGUUUUUGAACGUUUUGAUUGCUCUUACUUAAUAAUCCUACUUGUAUAUUCUUUUUGUAAACCGCUCUGAAGUUUUUUUCUGCAAUCAGGCGGUAUAUAUAAUUUUUAGUAAACAAAAAACAGGUGGACAGGCUGUCUGCUUCGAUUAAGCGCUCCCUGGGUGGAGCUCCUACAUAUUGAUAAAUUCUGGCGACUUUUCUAAUCUUACACACACCUGUUAUAAGGGCAUAAGGAUUUCUGGAAGGCUAACACUCCCCAGGUAACAUGAGCAUGAGGAAAGCAAUGCUUACUUGUAAUUCUGAAAUUAGGUUUCCACACACACCCCUCCUUCUUUCUUCUUCUCCCUCGAUUUGCUGGAGCUGAGUUUGUAGGGUCAGGCACCCUGAACAAUUGUAGUCCCGAAUCAUGCCAUUGUAGUCCCGAAUCAUGCCAUAGGAAAUAACUUUGAAAGUGAAAAAUUGGGAUUGCAAGACUGAAUACAUAACCCACAACACAUAAAGGGGACAAGGGUUCUCACUUUGUUCAGUUCUUUUACAUUCUGGAAGUAUUUUUCUCUGCCAUAUGGGAAAGCUUUCAAAUAUGCAGACCCGACAGCAGCCUAGAGUACAUACACACUUUAAUUUAGCUUUCAUCAACUUUGUACGCUGUAGAUGUUUAGAAUUACAACUCCCAUCCUCCAUUAUUAAACAUGAUGUUGGGAAUUGUAAAUCAAAUGAGGAUACCAGACCCCACAAAAUGACCACCCAGAGAUCAGUGGAUGAGGACAGCAGCAAAGAGACUUAAUGUCAGCACCUCAGCCAGGCCUGUCAGACCCCACUGGGAGUGGUCUCUAGCACCCUUUAUUCUUUUCGUUUUUAAAAAUGUUAUAGUUAGGGCUAGCCAACUAGAAUUGUAGUGUUGGGAGGGACUCUGAGGAUCAUCUAGUCUAAUCUUCUACAAUGCAGGAAUAUGCAGUUGUCCCAUAUGGGUUUCAAACCUGCAACCUUGGUGUUAUCAGCAUCACAUUCUACCCAAUUUAGCUAUCCAGGCAGAGGGUGGCAUUUCAGCUUGGCUACUACGACUGGUUCAAUUGGUAAUUUUGGUCCCUGAUUUAAUGGACUUACCAAUGCUUAAGUAAAACUGCAGUCGUAUCCCCACUUUGUUGUUGUUGUUGUUGUUGUUGUUUAGUCGUGUCCGACUCUUCGUGACCCCAUGGACCAGAGCACGCCAGGCACUUCUGUCUUCCACUGCUUCCCGCAGCUUGGUCAAACUCAUGUUCGUAGCUUCAAGAACACUGUUCAACCAUCUCGUCCUCUGUCGUUCCCUUCUUCUUGUGCCCUCCAUCUUUCCCAGCAUCAGGGUCUUUUCCAGGGAGUCUUCUCUUCUCAUGAGUGGCCAAAGUAUUGGAGUCUCAGCUUCAGGAUCUGUCCUUCCAGUGAGCACUCAGGGCUGAUUUCCUUAAGAAUGGAUAGGUAUCCCCACUUACCUUGGAGUAAGUCCCACUGAAUUGAGUGGAACUUACUUCUGAGUAGAUAUGGUUAGGACUGUGCUAUCAGUCAUUCUUUGCACAAAUGCCAGCUUUGUGAGUAUAGCCUCCAGCCAUUCAUCUGUGUCCUGGCACUCUGCCAUUAGCUUGUCUCUGUUGCUCUUCUACGAAGAGGUGACUUCUAUGAAAAAUAAGGUGUCAUAAGAGUUAUGUUGAGGCAUGGGCAAAGGUGGGUUUACUGUCUAAAACUAUGGGAUGUGUUUUGGAAUGAUGGUACGUAGAGAUUUUAUUAAGUUUUGGAAUAUUUACUGUUUUUCAGCAGUGUAUUUCAAAGUAUUACUUGUUGACACUUUAGAAUAAGUAGUGAGAAUAUGUGAUGGAGUUGUUCUGAGCUAAUGGAGAGUCUUAAGAAAUGUGAGAUGUUUAAGAAGUAUCUAUGAGUAACUAGGUUUAUUCAGUUGGGUUUUCCAGAGUGUCUCUGAGGCAAGCCAUAUGUUCCUGAAGUGUAAGUUUAAAAAUGUGCCCAAGUAGACUAAGACUAGACUCAAGUUUAGACAUUUGAAAAGAAUGAAUCAUUGGUAGGCUGAGCAGUACUUGAGGUGCCUCAACUAAAGACAUUUUAGGGAAUGGACUGGACUGUGCCAGAAAACCCUAUCAGCCAUGGGCGUAGCCAGGAUUUUUGUGGGGGGGGGCAGAACUGACAUGAUUGGUCAGCUGGUUAAGUAUUUCUAUGGUUUUACUGCUCCUCCCUGCCCCCCCCAUCCAUGCUAUCAGCUGGUCCACCAGUAAAGUGAAUAAAGGGCUGAAGGGACAUGUGAAGGAGGCAUCCUGGACUUGUGAAUGGCUUAAGACGUGUUCAAGAUCCUGUACCAACAGAUACUUGGAGUAUGAAAAUAAUGUUUUGUUUAGAGCAGGCUUGUAUAUAAGCUCACAUGUUUCUAUACAUACAUCUUUACUAGCCUGUUGGGGGCAGGGAAGGAGUGAUGGAGCUCUCCCACAGCAGCCCCCUAUCUAUCUAUCUAUCUAUCUAUCUAUCUAUCUAUAAUCUAUGUAUCUAUCUAUGUCAGCUACAGGGAAGAAGCUUCCUGCCUCUGGCAGCCUGUUUGGUUUUUCUGCUUGGAGGAUUCCAUCAACCCACUCAAUUGUCUGAUACAGUUCCUUGCCACUUAUGGCUACCAGGGUAUAGCUUAAGAUUUAAGCCUUAAAUACAAGACUGACUUCCAGAACUCUUCAUCAAGCAUGUUGGAAAGAUGCUUAACUUUCAUCUCCAUACAGAGUUGAGUUGUUUAUAAGUAUUUGCAUGUGUUAGCAAGCUGACCCUGUAAAUCAGUGCUGGCCAAACUUGGCCCUCCAGCUGUUUUGGGACUACGACUCCCAUCACCCCUAGCUAACAGGACCAGUGGUCAGGGAUGAUGGGCAUUGUAGUCCCAAAACAUCUGGUGGGCCAAGUUUGGCCACCACUGCUGUAAAUAGAUUAGAAUUGGCAACUUUUAACACUUGGCCUGGUGGUUCUGUGAAAGUGGUAUGAGCAGUUGAAAAACUUUUCACCAGUGGAAGAUCAGAGUAGGUACAAAACAAAGCAGAUACAAAAUAGUGAGAUUUUCUCUAUUUGCUGAACAAUUAGGUCAGAUGCACAGCAGUUUUCUUACAGAAAACUACCAAAUCUCAGCUACACUAUAUGAGCCUGAGACCAUUUUGUCUUCUCCCCCACACUUCAGUAGUGCACAUCUGCUAUAAAAUUGUCCCAUACUUCCUUUCCCUUUUGUAUGUCACAUCUAUAAGGAUAAAUAUGGUAAAUAUUGUUUGACAUGUCAUUUGCACAUGCCUAUCUUGUUGUGGCUUCUCUGCAAAAUGUGAAGAGCUCUGCCAACUUUAAGCAGAAAGCCCUGCUUACAUUGCAUGAGAAAAAUAUUUUUUACACUAUUAGAGUGGGAUGCUGCACGCACUCAUACUCCAUUCCUAUGCCUGGAACAGACAAUAACUGGUGGUAUUUAAACAGAUGUUGGAGAGUAAUGUGUCAUGAAUGCUGUAGUUGCAUGCUGCAUUGCAGAUCGUACAUUGAGCAGGAGAUUGGACUAGAUGACCUCUGAGGUUUCUUCCAGCUAUUAUUCUAUGCCAGCAUGAGGGCUGUGAUGGUAGGAGGGAAAUAGAAAGGAAUUUUUAAGGUAUGAGUAAUAGUAUUAACAUUUCUUUGAUGUAUACCAUUAGUCACAGAGUUUACUAUACCGUUACCUUUCUUUGUAAGUCAGCAUUUUAAAAAGUAUUUAUACAAAGUUUGGUAAACUAAUUUGGAAAUAUGAGAAUUAUGGCUUCAAAUGCUGUUAGAGCAGUGUAGGUUGCAAAUAUCAGUAUAUCUUCUUCUGUUGCUUAGAGAAAAGGUCUGCCAUACAGAAGCAGAAACAAGAAUAGCAUAUAUGUUUUUGUUUUGGCACAGAAUAUUUAAACUGAUGUAGUAAGUGGGACAUAUGAAGAGAAAAUGUUGGAGACAGUUCACAGCUCCAUAAGUUUUUGUAUAUUAUUCUGAAAGAAAAGUGAAUCUUAAUUAGGCUACUCUAAGAAUAAAAAUGAAAAAAGAAUUGUUAGGUUUAGAUUUAAGUACUUCUUUGAACUGUUUUAAAAGAAGAGUAUAUUUCAGAAAUAACAUUUUGUUCUAUUAUUCUGUUGGGAAACAUUAAUAAUUUAAAUAUUUCCACUCAAACCUUGCAGUUCAGUAUUUCUGAUAGAAUGAGGAAGAGGUCACUUUAAACGUGUUCUCAGCAAAAAACAUUUUAAGGGAGUAAUCCAGCUGAAGUUCAUGUACAACUUAAAUCUUAUAUCUUGGUUUGAACUCAUUACCUGGAAUGGAAAUUUGUAGAUCUUAACACAAUAACUUGAUCAAUAUCUGUUUUCUAACAGGCAUAGAAAUAACCGGUGGUCAGGUAGCAGUAUAAAUUGUCCUAGGUGGCUUUAAAAGUUUGUUCUUUGCAGCUCCUCUUCAGAAUGACUUAUCUUGGGGCAGGGACUUUCAUUGCACCUAGGCUGAGUAAACUGCCAAUUACACAUGCUGAAAUUACUGUGACUGGUAAUUUCACUUUCACCUGAAGCUUCCUGAUUUGUAAUACAAUCAGGAUAGUUUCUUUGUAUUUUGUACCUAAUUGUCUGAGUCAGCUUGAUUAUCUGUGCUAGUUUAUUUCUGUAGGCUUAUUUUCACCUUCUGAAUGCCCUGAGGCAAGUCCUUGGAAAGGUUAGUGACUCCUUGUUUGAAGGACCUGUAGCUAUUUAUCUCUUACAGGAAACAGAGCCUAUCAAAAGAAAUUUUAAAAAAUUUAAGAAUUGUCCAGUAGCACCUUCGAGACCCACUAAGUUUGUUCUUAGUUGAUCUCUAAGGUGCUACUGGACAAUUAAAAAAAUAAUAAAAUUAUGUAUUUCAAUUGCGUCAGACCAACAUGGCCACCUACAGGAAACAGAGCCGUACAUUAGUAAGCUUCCUGUACCUAUGUAUGGGAAGCUGGUUAUAGUUACUCAGGCUCAGCCCUAAUAUUGAAAAUAGUUUCUGGGACUGAGGAAAGCAACCUAGAUCACAUUAAGUUAAGUGGUAGAAGGAAACAUAUAGGUCUACCUUUAACUGCAAAACCCUGCUGUCAAUAUUUGUGGUAAAUAAAAGGUAAAUUGAACUCUGAUUCCAUGCUUAUUCCAUGGAAGUGUCUUAAUGUAUUAAUGGGGCUUAUUUCAAAAUACAGUGGUACCUUAAUUCGUUCUGGAGGUCCGUUCUUAACCUGAAACUGUUCUUAACCUGAGGUACCACUUUAGCUAAUGGGGCCUCCUGCUGCCGCCACGCUGCCAGAACACGAUUUCUGUUCUCAUCCUGAAGCAAAGUUCUUAACCCGAGGUACUAUUUCUGGGUUAGCAGAGUCUGUAAACUGAAGCAUAUGUAACCUGAAGCAUAUGAUUGCAGUCAAUACAGUACCCAUUAACCAAUGCCUUUUUAAAUCCCACAGUUCUCAUUGAUGCUUACUCCAUUGCAAGACUAAUGCUGCAAUCACACACACACACACACACACACACACACCCAAAACACUGUGGGUUGUAUAUAGACUUCCAUUCACACAAUGUGGCUUCAUCUUAUUUUCUUGUCCCCUUCACACACAUGCACAUGCACACCACACCCUCAAAAUCAGCUCUGUGGGGGUUGGGGGGCUCUCUGAAGCAGAUUUGGGGGACAUGCAGGGUGGGGUUAAGGGCAGGCUAGUAAAAAAAGGAAAGUUGGUCAUUUUGGUAGACUGUUGUGAAGCUGUUAUGUUUUUCCUAGCAGGCUAAGUGGUUUAGAGAUAACAAUACAUUAUGCACAGAUGCAUGUAUUGGAACUUCAGUGCCAAUUUAAAAAGCCAUUUUGGCAAGGGGCAGUUAAAAGCAGGGGAAUUGUAGUGGGUGCUUAAUACUCUUUCCUCCGCUCUAGUCUCAUUCAGCUCAAUGACUUUUCCCUCCACUGGAUAUCAAAUGCAAGUUUGACCUAACAAGGCAAACAUACAUUUUCUGUGGCAAAUACGCAUUUGAAACUUGGGGUGAGGGGAGCUACUGUGGAGAUUUGGAGUGGGAAAAUUAUGGAUGAGAGUUAAGUGCCCCAGUAUUGUUUUCCUCAUCUCAAAUUGUCUUUUUCUGAAAUGGUUCUUUAAUUAUUAAAGAAAAGUACAUUGUGCUUUAAUGUUCAUUUGUGUGUAAUUUGUGUGUAACGCAUUGCUACUUCCUUCUUGGAUCUAUAGAGCACAUAUGUUGUGGAAAAGCCUUGCAACAUUAACCAGUGAGAGAGGCUCAAGUUUUUAGCUAUGAAGUCUCUAGUGUGGCAGAGUAGGGGAAUGUGAUACCCCAGUAUAAGAAUUAUUCCUUCUGGAAAAUAAACAGCUCAUGAUCUUGGUAGCUUUGGAGAGGCAAAAAGGCUUUUAUGUCAUCAGAAUGAAAAUCUGGCUGCUGUGGCAAAAUUUAGGGUGACAGGUGUUACCUAUGCAGCAGAUUGUUCUUGAACUGCUGUGAGCUGUCAAAACAACAUAGUGUAUUUUGCCUACCUUAUUCUGCAAUUGAUAUUACUUAUAUUACACUCUGCACCUACAUUUAAGUUCACAACAUAUGGUCCAACCUAAAUAAAUACAGGCACCCCAAGGUGAAAAACUUUAUGCCACAGUGUAUUGUGAGCAAAUUGGAUGCAAUUAAAACCUUUAAUGUUUAAAGGGAUCUAUAAAAAUACUGGUAUUAACCAUCUGCUCUGGUUAAUUUUUAGCAAGCAGUUUUAAGUGUAAUGUUGCACUUCCCAUAGGAAAUACUGAGCUGGCUCCACAGACUCCUUUGUGAGGGGAGGGCACUUGUGCUCAUGAGCGGGAGGGAGUCCUAAUUGCUACUAAUUCCUUUUUCAAGCUUUUGCUUCCUAUGCUUCAUCCCAUGCUGCUUUGGCAGAUCCGUUGAGCCUUAGAAGUGCCUUUUCAGUGGGCACAGAGGACUGCUGUGGAAAGGAUGAGGAAAGGUCCUACACAAGUAAAACUUGGCUCAUACUUUCCUAGAUCCAGUCCAUGAUAGUUAAUUCAAAAUGAAAGAAAAAUAAUUUAAGAAGUAUAUUCUAGCCAUGGGUAAGGGUUUGAAUCCAAUUCUCCAUGUCACUUUUUGCCAAGUAAAUAACCCAAAGAAAUGAAUAAGCAUAUACAUCUGAGAACAGGUCAACCAUUUCUAGAAACGCUGAAAAGUGGGAACAGCCUAGUUUCCUCACAAAACAAUACCUGGGUUCUACAAGAACUGAAGGAGAAGGAGGAGAUGGAUCUGGGUACUGUGAGUUAUUCAGCUGAGGCAACUACUGCCCUUGCUGCUGCUGCUGCCACCGCCAUCAUCCUGCUCAAUGUCAUGAACUGAAUCACAAUUCGAUGAGCUAAACUAGUUGUUGCUGUUAUCUGCAUAAUCUGUUCCCCUUCAUGAAGGAUGAAAAAAUUUGAGCCAGAAAGGUGAAAGAGCAGAGGUGGGGAGAAGGUAGGGAGGGGCUGCAAGACUUCUAGUAGCCUGCUGGUGGAGCUUGUGACCUGCCCCCUGCCAGAGGCUAUAUCUACAGGUAUCCAGCCUAGAGGCAAUUAGUUCAAGAAAGAAAUUGGGAGACAUCAACACUGAGUACAGCAAAGGAGCAUAAGAUUCACUCUUAAGGGAAUGGUUACAGAUAGAGACAGAAGAUUGCAUUUAACCUUUCUUUGAUCGGUUGUUUCAUAAAGUAAUUUGCUGAUUUUCUGUAAUUUUUACAUAUGAUAUAUAAUUCUUAAAACUCCAUGCUUUUGUCUUAGUAAACUUUAGCUCUUGUUUCCUGUUGUGGUCUCUUCUUGUUUUAGCACCUCCAGACCUAGAAGCCAUAAACUGUGCUAUCUUUAGAGGUUUCAGAUGGACACAAGGGUUAUGGAUUGAUUGACAGAGCAGCCUUGUAGAAAUAAUCUCCCCUUUAUUUCAUGGAAGCAAGUUAUUUAAAAAGAAGAGCACUCUUCCUUGUAACCAGAUCUUCCUUCCCUAGGUAGCACAGAACCCAGGGUGGCUGGGGGGUGGUCUUUGAUAAGCUUGAAAACCAGAAUUUUAAAGCUGUGUGAUGCUAAGAGGAAGGGAUUGGGAAAGAGGCCAAAGAAAUAUCAUCCUAGUUCAUUUAUCUGCCUACAGUGCAAAAACAAAACAACUACUUACAAUUAUGCCCAAAGAUAAUAAUAGCUAAGUAUGUCUUAGUCUUAAUUGUAAUCAGCGAAGGAGUUUUUCAAUCUGUUUCUGGUGCCUCGUGUUACUGAACUUGGGUAAAAAUAGUGAAAUGUACUUUAUACAAUUAAAUUUUAUUCAGAAUAUUUCUGCCUUUUUCAUUCAGUGUACAGAACGGAGAGCUAUAUGGGAACAGAUGUUAAGAAUGCAUGGGCAGUCAUAAGCAUGCAAUUUCCUUCAGUUAGAUUGUUAGAUAUGCUUGCAUCUGCAUUCUUAUAAUUUAUUUAGUGUGUGAAACAUCUAGUUCCUUCUGCUCUGUUUAUCUCUGGCUCAAACCUCACUGCUAUAAUUUUUUCACCUGCUAUAGUAAACUUCUAUAUUGAGUGGCAGUUUUGAAUGAAUUACAAUUAUAGAUGAGGAACCUGUGGACCUUCACAUGUUGCUGGUCUACAAGUCCCAUCACCUGAGACCAUGCUAGUUCAUGCUGAUGGGAGUUGGGAGUACAACAAUAUCUGGUAGGUAGAUCAUAGAAUCAUCAAAUUGUAUAGUUGGAAGAGACCCUGAGAAUCAUCUAGUCCACCCCCUGCAAUGCAGGAAUAUGCAUAUGGGGAUUGAACCUGCAACCUAGGCAUUAUCACAACCAUGCAUUCCCAAACCUUGGAUUACAGUGUUAUACUCUCAGAAUCAAAGCAUGAAUCUCCAACUCUCUGUCAUGGACCCUUUGUAUUAUCUUGAUGUGUCAGUAAAAUGUGAAUAGAGGUGCCUGACAUCAUUUGCAAGCUAGAAAUCAAGUCAAAAUAGUUUUCUGUAGGCUUAUAUCACCAUGUCCAGUAUUUCUAUGAGACAUUCUGAUCCUUAUUUUCCUGUAAGUAAUUACAUUUAAAAAUGUCUGUAUUAGAUGCAGCCUAUAGUUGUUGUAGGGACGCGGGUGGCGCUGUGGAUAAAACCUCAGUGCCUAGGACUUGCCGAUUGUAUGGUCGGCGGUUCGAAUCCCCGUGGCGGGGUGAGCUCCCAUCUUUCGGUCCCAGCUUCUGCCCACCUAGCAGUUUGAAAGCACCCUUAAGUGCAAGUAGAUAAAUAGGUACCGCUUUCUAGCGGGAAGGUAAAUGGCGUUUCCGUGUGCUGCGCUGGUGCUUGCUUGCCAGAGCAGCUUUGUCACGCUGGCCAUGUGACCCGGAAGUGUCUCCGGACAGCGCUGGCCCCCGGCCUCUUGAGAUGGGCGCACAACCCUAGAGUCGGACACGACUGGCCCGUACGGGCAGGGGUACCUUUACCUUUACCUUUAUAGUUGUUGUGCUGUGUAAGUAGCCUGCUCAUUGUUCAUACACAAAAACUUUGCUUCUAAUUGGCCCACGGGCUUCCAAUGGGUGUUAUCAACUGCAAAGGUAAUUUACCUGUUUGUCAUCUGCAAUGAAGAAGUAUCAAGCAAAAUCCCCUGGUGUAUGUCCUAGUGGGUUGUUGUUUUUUUAAAGGAAAAAAUAUUAAUUUUGGAUGAAAUCCCCCUUUCCUCUUCAUUAUUCAAAAGUAAUAUAUUUAUGAGGAGAUCCUUGGCCAUAUCAGAGUUGUGCAAAAGGAGGUACUAUCUUGAAUUGGAGGCUGCCUUUCUGAUUCCCAGGGGAAUCUGAAAACCUUGACUAAAUUAUGUUAUUAUUAUCCAAUGUGUUUAUUCUGCAAUAUUUACUAAACACGGCACAUUUGAAAUUGCCAGCCAAAGCAAUGCCUCUCUGUUGAGUUUCUUUUUACAGCUGACUCAAAAAUCCAAAGUCUUUGAAGAAAGAAAAUAAUUGCUGCAGAUAAAUAUUUAGUAUCAGUAAGCAAGGAACACAAGCCUCUUCACAAAAUAUUUUUGAAUUAUCACUGUGAAAGAGGAGCAAUAUGUAAUACAGGUUUUCCAUGUCCUGAGAGCAUUGCAUUCUUUUCUGUAAAGUCCUUGGUUGUAUGGCUCAGUUUUAUGUAGCAGGAGUCAAAACAUAUAAUGUAGUAGUAGCAGGCUUCUUUCAUCUUGCAUGAAGUGAUAAGCCAGUGUGUCUUAGUGGUUACAGUGUCAGAUGAGGAUCCAGGAGACCAUGUUGAAAUCCCCACUCAGCCAUGAAGCUCACUGGGUGACCUUGGGCAAGUCACAUCUGUCAGCCUAACCUACCUCAUAGAAUUAUUUUGAGGAUAAAAUGAAGACAUUUAUUUUGAGAAUAAAAUUAGAGCUCCCUGUAGGUAAGGUGGGAUAUAAUCUUAAUGAUAAUGAAACAAAUAAUAAAGCUAUGUUUUGAGUGCUGUGUCUAGAUAUGUGUUCCACAAAUAGUAAAGUAGAACUGUGGAAUGAUCUGAAUUGCUAUCCAUGAUCGGGUUUAUUACCUGUUGCUGAGUACCUAAGAUUGAGAAAUUCUGAUCUUGUAUGCCUGCCUAAAAUAUGUGGGUUGUGCAUUCAUAUCUGCAGACAUAAGUGGUGAGGAGUUGAGAUCAGAAAGUAAUACUUACCUGUUCACACGUGAUGAUGAUGUUUUAGGUUGAUUGCAGUCAGUCAGAAUUGUACUGUCAGAAUAGUCUACUAUGACCUGGAAAUAACUUUUUUAGUUUCUAUGAAACAACACUUAAAUGUUCCAUUAAGGAGCCCCCUUAAUCCAAAAUGCCUGCUGGGCAGUGGUCCCGCUGUUCACACCAUCCAGGGCAGAAGGGCAACAGGAAAAUUAACAUUCCCAUAGCAGGAUGCCUGAGAACCACCAUGGCUGGUGGCUUCUGCCUGUGUGCAUUUUAGGUAGGCACUGUUGGAAGCUCUACAGUGUCUGAACCCACCCCAACACAGCCUAACAUAGCUGGGUAGACAAACUCCUCCACCUCAUCCAAGCCUCCUUCCACAUAAUGGAAUGGGAUGUUUGAAGGCUCUUCAAAUAGCCUACUUUACAUGUAACACUAAAUCAUGGUUUGUUUGAUCAUGCAAACCCAGCCCAUCACUUAACCACAAAUUCUUUGUUCCCAACAAAGCACAAUCAGGAUAGUAAGCCAUGGUUUGUUGUUGGCUUAUUUACCUUGGCUUGUUCUAACUAUGGCUUGUUGCUAUAUAUAAAAAUAGGAUGAUUUAUUUGUCCACCAUAAAUGCUCACCAAACUACAGAGCCACACAAAAUGAAACUACUCCCAGGACUAAAUAGCCCACUUGGGCUUUGCUUAAAUAAGAACUCUGCUUAGUUACAGAUUUUCUGUGCCCCUCUACUCUGCUGCAAUCCCUCCUUCACAAGGCAGGCAGCUACAUUUCACAGCUGUUGCAGAGGAGAAAAAGUUUAAAAUGACUCCCUUCUAAUAUCUGAAAUGGAAUUAAUAGAAAAGCAGCACAGUUAAAUGAACAGUAUGCAGUGAUGCUCCAAUUUGCCUUAUUACAUUAUAGGAACCAUUUAUAUCUGAAUGUAAAAAAUAGAGAAGAAACAGCAGUUGCUGAAAAUAAAUAAAUGAAAAUGAGCAUUCACAUAAGUAAAACUGGCAAGCUUAAAAGUUCAAACUCUGUAUGAUGCAGAAAUAUAAUUCUUGGAGGAAAACACCUUCAAUAAGCUUUCACUCAAUGCUACCCAUAAGAAAAGACUUAGCAACUCAUGGAUAAUUUGAUUCCCAAGUUCUCCAUUUUCUGGCAUGACUAACAACCUAAAGUAUGACUCAGUCAGCCUCAGAGACCCUUUUUAUACACAGAACCCACUUUAUGCAUCUUCUGCUAGAAGAGCUUUGCACAUGCUCACAAAAAAAUAGUUCUAACAGUUCCUUUCUCAGCUUUUUUUUUUUUUUUUACACUGUAAAGGCACCAUGCAUGGACAGCAAUCCAAGGAAGGGGAAAAUUUGGCUUCACCUAGCAAUGGCUGCAUGAAGAGGCUCCACUACCCAAUACACUUUGGACAGCAAGACUAAGGAACAGACUGAUUGUGUACAGCAUACAGAGGACUUGGAAGUCCUUCAGCUGUCCCUUUCUCACUGGGCAACUGAACAAUCAGGGAACUUAGCAGCAACACCAAAGUGGGAAGCAAAUAAGCAAGCAGGAUGCACAAUAAAGGGUCAGGCAAAAGGCGAAGUCUGAGUAGUCCUUGGGUCCAUUUUGACAUAGGUAGGCAAUAAAAUUAUAAGCAAGGCACAUGGAUGGUUCAUUGUUAAAGCACUGUUUCCUUAAAGAUCAGUACUGUGCUCCAAAUUGGAGCUCUCUACCUUAGCUCUAGCUGGGAACAUGGUUAUUUUACUGAAGUGGAUACAAAUCAUGGAUAGAGUAGUUACAUAAAGCAUUCAGGAAGAAUGCAGGAUAGAGUUCAGGUUCUCUGAGAGUGAGCAGUAGCUGUAGAGAUGACCUUUAUGGAGAGCAUUCAGAAAUGAAUGAGGGAGAAUUUGGUGACAUCAGACAAGUACAGGAUGACUCUAGGGAAGAAGACAUAAAGAUACCCCCCCGUGCUCCCAUUACCAAUAUUUAUAGUGCAAUGUCCACCUUUGAAAGUGCAGCAACAUACAGUUAAGUGUGCAUAACUAUUCUUCUUUGAGCUGGUCCCUAUGGUUCUAUCAACUGUAUUUGCUUCCUCUUCUCAGAAAAAAAGUUAUUACUAACACUGAUUAGGGGGUUCAUAACAAUUAGGUAGCUUUGGAGGAAGGAGACAAUAUGGAGGAGCAGUGAAGAAGAUACACUGAAGAAGUGUGCAUGCACACGAAAGCUCAUACCAAUAACAAACUUAGUUGGUCUCUAAGGUACUACUGGAAGGAUUUUUUUUAUUUUGUUUCAACUACGGCAGACCAACACAGCUACCUACCUGUAACUAGUUCUAAAAUUGUUAUAACUGCAAGAAAUCUGAAGUUUUGACUCUUCUGACAGCAUCACCAGUAUUUUGAAUCCAGUGCAUACUAUUUAACAGUAGAAUGUUACAGGAGGCUGAAUGACUUAGGUUUUUAGUUCCUCAGGAAAUGUUUUGGAAAUGUUUGUCUAUUUAUAGCUUAUUCAUUCUUAAAUGCCACAUAAAGCUGAGGGAAGGCAUUCAGAAAUUAUUCCAGUGAGAAAAGAGUUAUUUAAUGUUCUAAAUGCAGUUUUUGAAUAAUGGGCUUUAACUUCAAAAGCUCUUGGAUAAAGGAAGCUAUCUUGUUCAUGAGUGCCAUCUUGACAAACAGUUGACUCUAUGUGAGGACCUUAGGAGUUUCAGUAGUACUUUAUUUUUCUUAACUAAAGAGGCAGUCUUCCAUGGAUUGAACACAAGGAUUGCUUAGAACUAUAUAAUAAACAAAUGGAUCAUUUUGUUUAUACUAUUUCAUUACAACCCAAACAUGUAUUAGGGAAUGACUAUAUUCUUGGUUAGUGCAAGUAGAUAAAUGGGUACCACUCCAGCGGGGAGGUAAACGGCGUUUCCGUGCGCUGCUCUGGUUCGCCAGAAGCAGCUUAGUCAUGCUGGCCACAUGACCCGGAAGCUGUACGCCAGCUCCCUCGGCCAAUAAAGUGAGAUGAGCACCGCAACCCCAGAGUCGGUCACGACUGGACCUAAUGGUCAGGGGUCCCCUUUACCCCUUUUUAUAUUCUUGAACACUUGACUUUUAAUUUUCUUGUGUAGAAAUUGUAUUUUGUUCUCCAUUACUUGAAAUUAGGUUAAAACUCUUAUUAAAUCUGUUGAAAUGUUAAUGUUUUCUGAACUGUUAUAUAUUUGUUAUAUUGAUCUACCAUUAUUGUUGAGGUUUUUAUUUUGCUAAAUAUAAUUGUAAAGUACACAUCUGAAUACAAUUAGAAUUGUUUUGUGUGCUGAUCACCCAGCCUAUGGAAGCAUAUCUACUUUUAUUUUUUCCCCUAUAUUAUAUUUUUAUUGGUUUUCAAAUACAAAAAACUAAUUUAUACACUCCAUACAUCUUAAUUAAAUCUUGCUUCUCUUUUUGACUUCCCUCAAUUUGUCUGCAAUUCCUUCCCUUUUAUUACUUUUAACACAUUUCUGCCAUUUUAACCAUUUCCCCUCACAGAGCUUCCUUAAAACUUACAAACGUAAUUUGAUUAUCACUCAGUUUUUGCAUAUAUUGGAUAAACUUUUCCCAAUCUUCUGUAAAUCUUUGGUCUCGUUGAUUCCGGAUCCUGCCAGUCAUUCUGUCCAGUUCUGCAUAGUCCAUCACUUUAGUUCUCCAUUCUUCUAUCGUAGGUAGCUCCUCCUUAUUCCAUUUCUGGGCCAUCAGUAUUCUUGCUGCUGUCACUGCAUAUAGAAAUAACUUCUUUUCUUUCUUAUUUAUCUCAUUACCUGUAAUGCCUAGUAAAAAAGCUUCUGGUUUCUUAACAAAUGUAUAUUUCAACAUUUUCUUCAAUUCAUUAUAAAUCAUCUCCCAAAAGCAUUUUACCUUCUUACAUUCCCACCACAUGUGAAAAAAGGUACCUUCUUUUUUUUUGUUACUUGUCUUAUACAUUUUUGCUAGCUUCACAGGUGUUACAUACCAUCGGUACAUCAUUUUCAUAACAUUUUCUUUUAUAACUGUACAUGCAGUGAAUCUUAAACCUUCUUUCCAGAGUCUUCCCCAAUCCUCCAUUUGUAUAUUAUACCCUAUAUCUUUGGCCCAGUCAACCAUAACUGAUUUUACCUCCUCAUCCUUUGUACACCAUUCCAAUAAUAUCUUAUACAUUUUUGCUAAAAUCUUAUAGUCAUUAUUCAAUAUUUCUGUCUGAAAUUUUGAUUCUUUAUCAGCAAAACCCCUCUGAUUCAAAUCUUUUCUAAACAUCUCAUUAAUUUGAAAAAAAUGCAGCCAAUCAUUCACAUAGUCCUUAACUUCUUCAAAUGGUCUCAUUUUCCAUUUUCCUUCACAUUUACAUAUUAACUUCUCAUAUGUCACCCAUCCCCCUGUCAUAUUGACUUUCUUCACACUCAUCGCCUCCAACGGCGACAACCAAUAUGGAGUUUUUUGUUCCAACAGGUUUUUAUAUCUUUCCCACACUUCAAUCAAAGACCUUCUUAUGAUAUGAUUUUCAAAACCUUUAUGUACCCGUUUCUUGUCAUACCACAAAUACGCGUGCCACCCGAAUCUAUUAUCAAAACCUUCAAGAUCUAACACAUCUGUGUCUUCUAAUUUCAUCCAUUCCUUCAACCAACAGAGGCAAGAUGCUUCAUAAUACAAUUUCAAGUCUGGCAGGGCGAAGCCGCCUCUUUCUUUUGCGUCUGUCAAUAUCUUAAAUUUUAGCCUCGGCUUCUUACCCUGCCAGAUAUACCUUGAAAUUUCUCUUUGCCAAUUUUUUAAAAUCGCUGCCCCAUUGAUUACUGGAACUGUUUGAAACAAGAAUAACAUCUUCGGUAGCACAUUCAUUUUUAUUGUUGCAAUUCUUCCCCAAAAUGACAAUUUCAUUCUUCCGCAGACCUCUAAGUCCCUUUUGAUCUUGUUCCAUGUUGGAAUGUAAUUGUUCUGAAACAAGUCAAUACUCCUGGGGGUUAACCAAACUCCUAAGUAUUUAACUUUCUUAACCACUUCUAUUUCAGUUUGCUGCUGUAAUCUGCUAACAAUCUCCGGAUCUAUAUUUUUAGUAAUUGCUUUAGUUUUUUUCUUAUUCAGGAUUAAUCCUGCCAACUGACCAAACUGGUCUAUUUCUUUCAACACUUCUGUUGCCGUAAUCAUAGGGUCUUCCAGAGUUAAUACUAAGUCAUCCGUAAAGGCUUUAAGCUUAUAUUCUUUCCUACCCACCGUUACCCCUUUUAUCUGAUCAUUACUUCUAAUUGCCCUUAAGAAGGUCAAGGUCAAGGGUUCUGUCUUGGGCCCGGUCUUAUUCAACAUCUUUAUCAACGACUUGGAUGAUGGACUCAAGGGCAUCCAGAUCAAAUUUGCAGAUGACACCAAACUGGGAGGGGUGGCUAACACCCCAGAGGACAGGAUCACACUUCAAAACGACCUUGACAGAUUAGAGAACUGGGCCAAAACAAACAAGAUGAAUUUUAACAGGGAGAAAUGUAAAGUAUUGCACUUGGGGGGGGGGAAAUGAGAGGCACAAAUACAAGAUGGGUGACACCUGGCUUGAGAGCAGUACAUGUGAAAAGGAUCUAGGAGUCUUGGUUGACCACAAACUUGACAUGAGCCAACAGUGUGACGCGGCAGCUAAAAAGCCAAUGCAAUUCUGGGCUGCAUCAAUAGGAGUAUAGCAUCUAGAUCAAGGGAAGUAAUAGUGCCACUGUAUUCUGCUCUGGCCAGACCUCACCUGGAGUACUGUGUCCAGUUCUGGGCACCACAGUUCAAGAAGGACACUGACAAACUGGAAUGUGUCCAGAGGAGGGCAACCAAAAUGGUCAAAGGCCUGGAAACGAUGCCUUAUGAGGAACGGCUAAGGGACCUGGGCAUGUUUAGCUUGGAGAAGAGGAGGUUAAGGGGUGAUAUGAUAGCCAUGUUCAAAUAUAUAAAAGGAUGUCACAUACAGGAGGGAGAAAGGUUGUUUUCUGCUGCUCCAGAGAAGCGGACACGGAGCAAUGGAUCCAAACUACAAGAAAGAAGAUUCCACCUAAACAUUAGGAAGAACUUCCUGACAGUAAGAGCUGUUCGACAGUGGAAUUUGCUGCCAAGGAGUGUGGUGGAGUCUCCUUCUUUGGAGGUCUUUAAGCAGAGGCUUGACAACCAUAUGUCAGGAGUGCUCUGAUGGUGUUUCCUGCUUGGCAGGGGGUUGGACUCGAUGGCCCUUGUGGUCUCUUCCAACUCUAUGAUUCUAUGAUUCUAUGACUUGCUUAGUUAUUUUGCAUCUUUCUUGUAUGACUGAUGUCCAGAAGAGUUGAAUUUUGGGACAUUCCCACCACAUCUGGAGGUAAAUGCCUGUGGAGGUACAGCCUCUCCAGCAUUUUGGUGAGGCUCCUGGGCGUCGUCAGCCCUAGUUUCCGUGGUGUUAGGUACCAUCUGUAAGUGAGUUUCAGGGUGAGUUCUUUUCUUUUAGCCGAGAUGGAUUUAAAGGGAGGUGUGACCACAUUCUACUCCAUUGGGUGGGGUUAAUUUCAUAACUUAUGUUGUCCUCCCAUUGUUUUUUGAUUAUGUUGAGGGGGUUUGUGGGAUUUUGGAGCACUAUUUUGUACAUAGUGGAUACCAUCCCCUUGCCGUGUUUCUUUGUUGUUAGGAGGAGGUUUUCAAAAGUUGUCAAGGGUCUGGUUGCUGCUGAUUUUACUACUGGGUUGUUUAAGAAGGCAUGUAAUUGGUGGUGUGUUAACCAGGAUAUUUGGUUGUCCCCUAGUUUGUCUUGUAUUUCUUGUGCCGAUGUGGGUUUGUUAUUUUUGUAGAAGUCUGCUAGGUGGUAUAAGCCUUUGGCUUGCCAGGUUUUUAUCUGGACAUUUUGUGCUGUGUGGUAGAAUAGUGGGUAAUGAGCCGGGGGGAUUAGUGGGGAUGGGGACAGUUUGCCUGCUUCCUCCUCCCAUGCUUUAAGCAUGGUCUGUGUUGUUUGGGAGGAAUGGCUAUGCUGUGGUGGGGGUAUUUUUGAUUAUGUCUCUCUCCAGGUGUACCCAUUGUUUUGUCUCAUCUUCUAGAAUGUAUGGGAUUAUGUGGUGCAGUUGAUUGGCAAUGUAAUAUAGUUCCAUGUUGGGGAUUCCCCACCCUCCUUCUGAGGAGGGGAGGGGAGGUGUAGGUAUUUGGGGUUUAUUCUUGUUUUGUGUGUGUGUGUGUAAGAAGAAAAAUGAGUGUAAUUUUUUCUGCCAUUUGCGGAAUUGGGUUGGGGAAUCCAGAUUGGAAUAGGUAGGUUAAUUUUGGGAGGGUGAUCAUUUUGAUCAUGGCUAUUUUGUCAGAGAGGGUGAAGUUGGUGUUGUUCCAUUUCCUCAAGUCUUUGCUGAUUUGUCGCCACAAGGGGUUGUAAUUGUGGAGGUAUAGUUUGUUGGUUGUUUAUAUUAGCUUGGCGCAGCCGUGGUGUUUGCCAUCUAGCCUCACUGGAAGUUUCCAGCAACAACCUCAAUUUGAGGGACUUGGAGGUAGAUUAACUUUGGUCAUGAUUUUACUUUUCUGACCAGGUAUCCUGUCUGACAAUCAGCUAGUACCACAUGCUCAGAAUCUGAGACAGGAUUGGGGUCUGCUGGGCAGCAUGGUGGACAAUCAACCCAACAGUCUCCCAGCUUGAGCUAGUAGGGGUAGUGUUGUGGACUCCAGUGCUGAUUGUAUUGGGAAAUUGUUUCAAAUUACUACUUCUCCACUGCCAUUGUGUUUGUUCUGUGUUACUCAGCCACGCUUUUCUGGGGCUUUCCUUGUAGUCCAUUGUGUCUUGAAGGAAGCAGUAGUAAAGCUUUGUUGUUCAAAGUAAACAAGUUUAGAUUGGUUUGAGACAACUACUGCCCAGUUUCUAAUCCAUUUCUGAUCAAGGUGUUGGUUGCUCCAUUCCAAGUAGCAUUGGAUCCAUUCCAACCCAGGUUCAGGUCUGGUUUUGGGAUGGAAACAGUCUUGGUUGAUGAGUGAGGGGAGUACCUCUUUGCCCUCCUGCACCUAUCAGUGGCUUUUUAUGCCACUAACCACAGUAUCCUCAUGGGCCAUUUGUUUAAGUUGGGCAUAGGAGUCAUCAACUUGCAUAUAAGGAUCUGCUCCACUCCUCUUUUCCAUCUACCGUAUUUUUCGCUCCAUAAGAGGCACCUGACCAUAAGGUGCACCUAGUUUUUAGAGGAGGGAUGCAAGAAAAAAAAUAUUAUUUAAAGGGAGCGCUGAGCAGAGCCUGUAUGCAUCCCAGGCUCUGUCAGCGCUCCCUUUCACCAGCCACGUGGAGUGUGUGUGCGGCACUUGCAGGCUUUUCCCCAAGAGCCGCACACACACUCCACGCAGCUCUUUAAAGGGAGCGCACCUAUCCCUGGCUUUUGCGGGAGGUGGGGGAAGGGACAGAGCAGGCAGCUCUGUCCCUUCCCCCACCUCCCGUAAAAGCCAUGAAUAGUCCCGCGAAGCCUCCGCAGGGCACGGGGAUGAAGGCUCCCCAUGCCCUGCGGAGGCUUCGUGCGAAGCUAGAACAGCUAGAGGGAGCGCUGCACAGCGCUCCCUCUAGCUGUUCUGGCUUCUGGGGUAGCCCGCGAAGCCUCCGCAGGGCAGCAGGAUGAAGGCUACCCAUGCCCUAUGGAGGCUUUGCGCGGCUAAGCCAGAAGCUAGAACAGCUAGAGGAGCACUGCACAGCGCUCCCUCUAGUUGUUCUGGCUUCUGGGAUAGCUAUGCAGCCUGCAUUCGCUCCACAAGAUGCACACACAUUUCCCCUUACUUUUUAGGAGGGAAAAAGUGUGCUUUUGGAGCAAAAAAUACGGUACUUGUCUCUGGCAGGCUAUUGAACACUACAACUGAUAUCUGAUGGAGGUUUUUGAGUGGAUGAGGUUGACCCAGACAAAAAGGAGGUACUGGGUUGGGGAAACUUGCUACUCUGAAAUCAGGUUUGCAACAAGUCUUAGAUGGGGCUUCAGUUCCCCUGAGGACCAAGUUGGUAGUCUGGGAGCUCUGGAGUCUGCACUAACUGAGGAAGUUCAGAAGGUGGUGUGGCCAGGAGUGCUUUUUACCUGCUUAGUUUGUAGUAGCAACUGGGACCCUAUCCAGAACAGAUGGACCUUGCAUCAGUUAUCUAUGCACUAAUUAUUAAACACUUAUAAAUUGCCUAUUUAAAAACUGUUAUAUUAUGCUAUAUUAAAAAGGUAAUACACCUCAUGCCAAUAACCUUGCAAUCUAAUAGCUGCAAUACAAAGGGCAAAAGCAAUCAAGAAGGAACAGGGAAACAAGCAUUGGAGUAGCUGCUUCCUUUACUGACCAAUGGACUUGCCAUUAUGUGGUGGCAGAGGCCAAAGAGUGCUUCCUUUCAGUUCUGCAGACUUGGAUAACUAGCAGCUACCUAAUCACAUCUAGGUUGGACUGCUCAAAUGCUUUCUCUGUGGGGAUGCCUUUGAAAAUAGUUUGGAAACUUCAGCUGACGCAAACUGAGGCCAUUUAGGUAUUGGUGAGGGUCAGGCAGCUGGAGCAUGUGGCAUUUCUGCUGCACCAGUUGCCCCUGGUUGCCAGUGUGAUAAUUGAAAGUAGUGGUUUAAACAUUUUAUACCCUAAGUGGUUUGGAGCCUUAAAGACUACCUUCACCCAUAUCAUGCUGCCCAUAUUUUUGAGAUCUGCAUCUGAGGCCCAGCUUGUGUGCCGUCUGUGAGAGCAAUAAGGAUGCUGGGCACAUGGGAGAAGGCAUGUGCCAGUUAUGUGAGCAUCUGUUCAUUGUUCAAAUAUUUUGCAUGUAAACUUUGCACAUAUCAAACAUACUGAAUAUUCAAUGUCUCGCUUUCUUUUCUUGUGUAGGCUAUAUAUAUAUAUAUAUAUAUAUAUAUAUAUAUAUAUAUAUGAUGCCUUUAUCAGUAGUAGCAUGUCUUGUGUAACUUGCUGUGCUAGUUUGUGUUUAACUUAGCUGCCAUAUCCUGAUGUUUAAAUUCAGUUUUUUGUCUACUAAGGGUGGAGAACCUACAGACUGAACCAAAGACAGGAUCUCUGCUUUCAUUUAAAAUAAGUUAUUUGUUUUAAUUUCUAAAGGAAUUAAUGUGUGAGACAAACGUGGGUUGGUGAUUUAGAUGGCAACUAAAUUAGAAGCAAAGUAAGACAAACAUUACAGUAAUUAAGGCUGAUACUGUAAUACUCUUAUUUAAUUGGAAGAUGGCUAUUCUUUUAAAGAAUUUCAUUCAACGCCUUUUGAAAAAGAAACACCAGCAUUUGGCUUGAAUCCUACUAGGCUUCUGUGAAUGGAAUAUAUCUUUCCAUUCAUGGAAAGGACCAACAAAGAAUGGGCAACAUUUAUAGAGUACAGACAGUGACCAUUUUAGGCAUGUCCGGUAUGUGCGCAACUGCACACACACGCAUCACACUGAACCUGGAAGUGACCCAAAAACAUCACAAAAAGAGGCAGGGACAGAAUGGGGUGUUUGCAGGCUUUUUCAAUGUGUGUUCUGAUUACACACAAUUUCACUGAAGUGCAAUGACUCGGAACACAAGCCCAGCACAAAUGGUGAGUUGCCUGUUUGGGGGUUAAUGCCAAAAUGCCAAAAGUGGGCAGGGACACCCCUCCUCUCAAUCUUCUUUUGGCUUCACCAUCUGAAUACCAGUUGCUGGGAACUCAUGCCCAACUUGCAGGCUUCCCACAAGUAUCUGGUCAGCCAUUGUGAGGACAGGAUGCUGGACUAGAUGAGCCAUUGGUCUGAUCCAACAAGCUUGUAUUACAAUCUUAUUAGUCAAGGACAGUGGAGAGUAGAGGGCACAGAAACUGCAGCAGACUAGGUCUAACAUAGAUUUGCUUGUUCAUAAGAUUCCAUAGCAUACUCUCAAUUGCCCCAUAAAAACCAGGACAUCCCAUUUUUUCCCAUGAGAGCAUGGCGGCUGUUUUGGGCACUGUGUUCUCGCAUGAUUUCAGGACAUGAUCUCACCCCCCCAAAAGUGAUCUCAUGAAAAAAGCGCUUUUUCUGGGGUAGCAGGCUCACGCAGGUCACAUGACUCAUAUGGGAGUGCAGCCCUGAAAGAUAGCAUCCUGGUUUCCCCCCACAUUGUAUUGGAGGGUAUGCAAUAGGGUGAGGAACCCUGCUCUAGAUCGAGAGAGGGUGGAGAGAGGGAAAGAGAGCAACGAGCAAAAAUGCAAAGCACUGAUGACAGAGUAAGGAAAAGGCAGCAGAGUGCUUCCUAACCAAGACACCAUUACACCUCUUUUAAUGCUUUCCUCCAUUUGGUUUGAGUCUCAUUUUCCCUACCCACCACAGUAUGUAUCUUAAUUUAAAAAACUAAAAACCAAACCUGGAGGCCUCAGGAUUUUCCCUUCCAUUGACUAUUGUUUUUAGUGUUGAUAUUAAAGUUUGUAUUUUUUCACUUAGUUUGAGACUUUGUUUUUUGAAUGUAUUGUCUCUCUGGUUAAUUUGUCAAUGUUGUUUAAUUUACAUAAGCUAAAGCUAAAACAUUUUAAGAACAGUACAGUAGCUGAAAUAAGGAAACAAAUGGAUGUCAUCCUUAUUAAAAUUUUACAGUUGACUAAACUGUAGAACAAUUCUGAGCUAGUGACUGUAAUGAAUAUCUAGCACUGAUAGUGCUUUUGUUUGCUUCUUUAUGCAACAGAUAUGUGUGUACACAGAAAUCUGUAGGCUUUGCUGUUUUCUCCCAACAAAUUUAGAAGGAUGUACUUAUUUCUAAAUCAAUAUAAUAGAACAGGUUUUGUUUGAAUUAAAUACUUUCUUCUGAAUAAAGCAUUUUGUUAGGGAGCUAUAUCAGUCACCUUAACAACAAAGGACAGCAUGUUGAUGAAUUAUGUAUGUAAGCUGAAUUUUUGGCUUGCUGAUAAUUGACAGGUAUCAUCCCUCUUUCAACAAAUUUCUUCUAAUUAUGGAUCACAUAUCAAACAUAAUAUACAGUGUCCUUCCCAAAACAUGCACAAUUCCCACAAUUGAUUUCAUGUUUUAUUUAAACUUAAGAUGUUUCAUGCUCUCAAUCUUAAAUUACUUUACCACUUCAAAUUAGUAAAUCUGUUCUAGUAGACAUUUAAAUCUGUUAUUCAUUAAUGUGUUUUGUACUUUUCUGCUCACAGUAUAGGAAAUGAAUGGUGCUUGUACCAUCUAGACUGACUUUUAAUUAUUUAGAAGACCUUUUUUGUAAGGCUGUCAACUAUCUAGAUCAAAGCUUCUAGAUUUAAAUCAAUUAGCUAAAUUAUUUAAAUUUGUAUAUAAGCUAUAUUGUUAUAGGAAGAUGUAUCUAUGAGAGUUCUGAACAUAAGGCUGGUUUAUGCAAAAUUUAAGGUAAUUUACAGUUAAGUAAUUUAAAGCUACCACUUUCAUGCUAGAAUGGAAUGCUAUGUUUAAUAUUUCUUUUCUUUUAAGUCUAAGAAUAUAGAAUAUUUCCUGUUGUGCAACCACACUAAAAUCUAUAGAUAAAACAGCUAAACUAAAGGUAUGCCAAUAUUGUGAAAUAUCCAGAUAUACCAAGAAUUGAUUGUAACUGAACUGAUUCUUUCUUCUUCAGUUAGAAAGAAUCUCUGUAAUUUUAUCUAGAUAGGCAGUACACAGACUUUCUCCCUCUCAUCAAAUUGAAGUGGUGAAUCAGUACUGUGAACUGGUAAAGGACUAGUUAAGGGCCAGUAAACUGACACUCAAGCCAUACACUGCUGAUCAGUGGUACAUCUGCCAUGGUGGUGAUGAUCAGCCUGUUACAGAUGGGGUUGCAUAACUCCUAUUAAUCACGUUUGCAGGAUAGAAUAACUAUUUGCUCUGACAUUAACUUUGGAGGCCUAGUUAUUUCUGUAGCGUGAAUUACCUUUCACCAGCGGAGGCUGGUUCUCCCGUUGACAUAUGGACAUAGACUUCCAUGCAAGUUUUCCAUGCUUUGGUAACAUCCAGCUCAGACUGUGUUGUACAUCGGACUGCCUCUGAAGAUUGUUAAAAAAAACUACAGAAAGGACAAACAGCAGAAGGUGGAUUACUGAUUGGAUGAAAGGAACCUGUGCUGCGGAUCUUAAAAUCUGCAUUGGUUUGUGGUCUAUUUCUGGACACAAUUCAGAGUGAUGUUAACUUUUAAAACCAUAAAUAGUUUGGGACUCAGGUCAGGUCCUCUCCUGCAUUAACUUGCUGGUGUAUUAAGAUCUUCCUCAGAGACUUGCUUCAGUCUCUCUACCUUCAGAAAUGAGGCAGAUAAUGACUUGAGAAAGGGUCUUCAGGGAGUAUAUCAGGUGUCGUCUGACCUCCAAGGCUUAAAGUGAUCUCAAAUAGCACUAUGGAAGAAGGCUUUGUCAUUGGGAGAUAUAUUCAGUUUGGGUCAGGAUAAAGGACACUUGUCCCAACUGAGUGCAAGCUUGCAGAGACCAGUCUUGGUUCUAUCAGAAACUGCCACAGACUGAAAUUCAAAGUAUCCCUACAACUUCGGAAUAGCAACUCAAGAAUUGCAGAUGUUGAGGGAUUAACAGAAUACAAGAAAGGCUGUCCUGUUAUUUAUUUUAUUUUAUUUAUUCAUUUAUACCUCAUCUUUCAAUAUAUAUAUAUUUCCAGCUUGCAGUAAGACAAACCAGACAGUAGUAAAAACAGUUAAAAGGUAUGUUGGACAGUACCAGAAUAUCUGUAAAUCUGAGUCAGCCAGUACAGAGAUCAUAAAACAAUUCUUAUAAAAAGGCUUGUGAAACAAAAAGGACUUCACCACAUGUCUGAGGACAGUAAGAGAGAGAAUUCUACAGUUUCUAGUACCCACCAGUCAGAUAUUACCUAAUGACAGUCCAGAGAGCAGCAUCUUGAAAGCCAAUCUGUGGGCUUGGAUAGGUACAUAUUGGCAUGUAGGGUCUUCACAUAAUCCAGUCCUUGGCAAUACAUGCAUCUAAGGUAUAUACUAGCAUUUUAUAUUGAGUUGGAAACAAAUUGGUAACCAACUAGCGUAAAACGAGCUGACUUGUUCGAACCAGCAUUGUGGCAACUGCUUUUUGGGUCAAUUGUACCUUCCAUAAUGUUUUUAAAGAUAAAAACAUAAAGUUUUUAAACAAAGAGCAUUGCAGUAGCUCUUUGUUAUUGUAGUCUGUUCAGUUCUCUUAUGCAUUCCCAUCAGUUGAGAUAAUGACUCAGGUGCUAUAGGAGAUCAAGUGGGACGUGACUCAUUGUGCCUUCAGUGAUUCCAGGUACAUAAACAGCCUUCACAUCUAAGGCGUAGAGUCCUUGUUCCAGACCUGGUUUGCUAUGGAAAGGGGAUGGGAAUUUAUAUUAAUGUGCUGUGCCUUCAUUUCAUAGUGUGGAGGACUCUGCCAUAUUAAACAUUCUAAGGAGGUUUGUAGUGUUCUGCAUACUAGAUUGGAUUGUGCAUUCUGAUUGUAUAACAAUAAAUGGAGCAGGUUUCAGAGUUAGCCUGUGAAAGAUUUGACUCCCCAAACAUUAUUUGAGGACUUUGAUUAUUUGCUUGCUAUAAGUAAAUCUGUCAGUACAUUCAUUACAAGUUAAUUUUAUCAGCAAGUACUGCAGCAUUUCAUGUACCUUUUGAGGGAAGACCUACUAUUGGAAACAUUCCUUUAAGGCUGUUUAAAUUGUGUCUAUUUAGUAAGUCCCCAUGAAGUACGGAAUCUUUAGUUUUGACAAGAUAGAUGUUCAAAACUUUUGUGCCCAUGGCUACAUGUCCUCUGGACCUUGCGUUACAAUUGUAAUUUUGGUUGCUGUUACUUUAGCUCACAGAUUGCAAAUUUUCUGAUUUGAGGUACAAUCCUCCAUUUAUCAAGUUAAAAAAAAAAAAAACAAAGAAAAGAAAAAGGUUGUCCUUUGUUUAGAAUUUUUGCUUAGAGUUGUUUCAUGUUUUCAGGCUACACAGGAUGCUGUGUUUAUCUGUGUUUUUCUUGCCUUUUCCGCAAUGCUCAGGAUACGCGAGACCAUUCAUUACUGGCCCAACAGCUUUAUCUUUUUAUCUACUGUACAAAGGACCCAAGACUUCAAGCUGGAGUCUCAUAUUUUUAUUUGUUUUGGAAAAGGGAAAAGGAAUAUGUUAGGGGCUUGAACACAACCUCAGGGUGGGUUGUGUCACAACUGUUAGAACUUGUUAUGGGUGGGCUCAGAUGCAAAGUCUGUUAGAAGAUAAUGUGCCUUCAACAGGGACCCAAGCUACAUUUGCAGUUGUCUAGAAGAUAGUAGCUGUGGAGACCAUCCGCAGAGCAGUAACCUGGCCCUUGCCUUCAGCUUUAAUCAGUUGAUGUUAAUGCAAGAAAAGAGGCAAAUGCUGAGAAGAUACUAUUUGAGACCUUUUUUUAAAAAAAGGAGACCUCAGAUCCCAUAGGGGCUACUCAAGAACUACGAAGACAAAUAAAAGGUUGUACAGUACCUACUUGUUCCCAAUUUUCCAAGUGGCUCUGUGCAGUCACACAAUCCACAGUCUUCCACGCUGUAUUGCAGCUCUUGUGACAACUCUGUGAAGGAACUGAUGAAACAGAAAGGUGAGUAAACCAUAAAGGAAAGGAAGAGGAUGCUCCAUGCUGUGGAGUAUUCAGUAGCUAACGUGUGUGCAUGGUGUCUACUGUGUGAUUGUGCAUACAGAACCAUCUGAAGAGCAUCACUUCCAGGCAAGCGCAACCUUGUUUUUAUGCAUUGCUUUCUUAUUGUGCAAUGAUUAGUUGGUGUGGGUGGGUGGUGCUUUAUCAAAUUCUAGUGGCGUAGGCCUGAAUGGCAUGUUACCUUGUACAUAUGGCUGCCUAAAGGGAGCAACUAAAUGUUUCUUUCUCCCUUCACCCUCUGUAAUAGCUAGGACAGGCAUAGGCAAACUCCGGCCCUCCAGAUGUUUGGGACUACAGUUCCCAUCAUCCCUGACCACUGGUUCUGUUAGCUAGGGAUAAUGGGAAUUGUAGUCCCAAACAUCUGGAGGGCCGGAGUUUGCCUAUGCCUGAGCUAGGAUAACGUAUCCAUGUCGUAAUGUCACAGCACUGUCAUCUCUCUUACCACCCAGUGGUACUUAGUUUCUAAUUUUAGAAGCCAAUGUGAAUUGUGAUGGUCAAAUGAGCUUUUGCUCAGACAGAAACUGAAACGCUUGGAUGAUUAUGAGAGAUUGUUAUGGUUACUCCUGCUGUCUCAAUGUUGUUUACACUGUAUCCUCAUACUAAUUUUCAAGCACGAAAAUUAAAUAGUUUGCUUAGUCCUUAAAACUGAUGAUAAUAACUUUCGGGCUACUUGUUCCAAGAGCUUGAAAAUGAGGGUUAAAGGGAAACAAUUAGGCUUCAGCUUUCCUUUUGUAACAAAUCUUGCAUUAUCUGUAGUAGUGCAUCACUUAUGACCCCGGUGUGUUUGAACCCACAUAUUUUUCCAUCUUCUGCCAAUCUGCCUGUGCCCUGAAGCAGGAGUGAUAUAUCCCAAAAGGCAGUCAGCUUUGGUGGGAGAAGCACUCAGCCUUCUUAGGUGUACCAUAGCCUCCGCAUUAAAGUGAUAGAAAACAAACAACCUCAGGAGCACUGGAAGCCCAAAUAAGAUCUGGCAGUAGAGGGUCCCAGGGAUUUGGAUGUGGAGAGAGCUGGCACUAGAAAUGGAAGCUGAUUAUUACAGUUUUUGUCAAAUUCCAGUAAACUAUCGGCAUCUACAUCUAGCAAUCCUCUCUCCCUCUGAAAUAGAAGGAACAGAAUUUUAAAACAGAAAUAUUUAUAUACAAUUAUUUACUCUGUUGCUCUGCCUUGAGGAUUAUAAUAUCUACAGUUCUAACAUUAUCCUUCUCAGACAUUAGAAGGAUUAUUAUUCUUACUUGGGAUUUGCAAACCAACAGAUUUGUAAAACAAUAAAAUAACAAAGCAGGGCAGUUUGAUUUGAUUUAGAACAUUUGUAUAUUGCUUUAUACUAAAAUAAAAGUCUCAAAGGGAUUUACAAUACUACAACAGAACAUGAUAAAAGAUAUUAAACAGUGCAAAAUAUUGGUGCAAUAACAAUUAUAAAACCACACACUAAAGCAUGGAUUGUAACAACAAUAUAAUUAAAACUGACCAUAUACUAAGGAGAAUAAAGAGGUUUUUACCUGGUACUUAAAGGUAGCACCAAGCAUGCCUCCCUGGAGAGAAAGUUCCAAAGGUUGGGGUACUAUUUCAGAGAAGGCCCAUUCUCUGGGCCACCCUCUGGCCCACCCUCUGGGCUUCUUUUGGAGAUGCAACAAAGAGAAGGAUCUCAGGUGAUAAAAUCAGUAUCCUGGCAGGCUGAUGUGGGACAAUACUUAUUGGAAACUAGCUGACAGGCAGUACAGAUGCUCCAGAAUCAUUAUAUUUUAACUCUUUGCUGGUUUCACUGACAGUCUGCCUGUCACGUUAUGCACUAACUGAAGUUUUUCAACUGUACAGUGGUACCUCUGUUUAAGAAAAGCCCUGUUUACGAACAAUUCGGUUUACGAACUCCGCAAAACCAGAAGUAGUGUCCUGGUUUGUGAACUUUACCUCAGUCUAAGAAUGGAAUCUGAAUGGUGGAGGGGCACCACCAGCAGUGGGAGGCCUCAUUAGGGAAAGCGCGCCUCGGUUUAAGAACGGUUUCAGUUUAAGAACAGACUUCCGGAACAGAUUAAGUUCGUAAACCAAGGUACCACUGUAUUCUAAAGCCAUGAACAAUGCAUUGCAAUAAUCAAUCUUGGACACUAUCUAGAGUUUGAAAGUUUUAUCCACAAAAUUCAAUAGUACAUACAUAAUCCCCAGGUAAAUACAUAGAAUUGCAUUCCUGUGUAUUCAGGAUUAUAUUCUUAUGUAUUCCUAUAACAGAGCACAAAAUCCCAGAAACUAAACAAGCUUUCCUAAAUCAUCUCCACUUUUUUGUGGGGCUGGGUUGUGGUCAGGCCUCCUGGCCACUCCCCUCCCGCAUCAUGCUAGGGGAGACCCCGGCCAUGCCGCGUAGCCAGGCAGCCAAUCAGGUUGCUUUAGGGGUUUGGCCAGGGCCGAUUUAAGCCGUGGCGUGACUCUGAGGCUUCCCUUUAGUUAAUAAAAAUUAUACACUGCUUGAUUGUUAAAAAAACAACCCUCAAAGCAAUUUACAAAAGGAUAAAACAAUAACAUCCAGAAAAAAAUACAACCAUACCUUAAAACAUGCUAAAGUUAAAUUACUAAAACAGUUUAAAAUUACCUCAAGUUUCUAAGCAUCUGGGUAGUCUUUUCUAAACAAGAAUGUUUUUAGCAGGUGCUGAAAAGAGUACAAUGAAGGCACCUGUGUGAUCUCAACAGGCAGGGUGUCUCAAAGUGUAAGGACCACCACACUUAAAGAUUGACUUCUUACAAAUGUGAAAUGGGUAUUACGUGGCACCUGGGGCUGUGUAGUUACUAGAUAUUUUCUGUUCCUAAGUAUCUGUAAAAAUUACUUGCAACUAAAACCAGUGACUAUUGCAGUGACUAGGAGUCUUGGUUGACCACAAACUUGACAUGAGCCAACAGUGUGACGCGGCAGCUAAAAAAGCCAAUGCAAUUCUGGGCUGCAUCAAUAGGAGUAUAGCAUCUAGCUCAAGGGAAGUAAUAGUGCCACUGUAUUCUGCUCUGGUCAGACCUCACCUGGAGUACUGUGUCCAGUUCUGGGCACCACAGUUCAAGAAGGACACUGACAAAUUGGAACGUGUCCAGAGGAGGGCAACCAAAAUGGUCAAAGGCCUGGAAACGAUGCCUUAUGAGGAACGGCUAAGGGAGCUGGGCAUGUUUAGCUUGGAGAAGAGGAAGUUAAGGGGUGAUAUGAUAGCCAUGUUCAAAUAUAUAAAAGGAUGUCACAUAGAGGAGGGAGAAAGGUUGUUUUCUGCUGCUCCAGAGAAGCGGACAUGGAGCAAUGGAUCCAAACUACAAGAAAGAAGAUUCCACCUAAACAUUAGGAAGAACUUCCUGACAGUAAGAGCUGUUCGACAGUGGAAUUUGCUGCCAAGGAGUGUGGUGGAGUCUCCUUCUUUGGAGGUCUUUAAGCAGAGGCUUGACAACCAUAUGUCAGGAGUGCUCUGAUGGUGUUUCCUGCUUGGCAGGGGGUUGGACUCGAUGGCCCUUGUGGUCUCUUCCAACUCUAUGAUUCUAUGCUUUUAGUGGGGCAACAGCCAUAUUCCCAUAUAUAGAAAAACAUUUUAAUACUGGCAUUCUAGCUAUUAUUAGGAACAGAAUGUCUGGUGUACUACAGAUGAUUUCUGUAAUGUGGGUCAGUCUCUGUAGGCCACUGUAAAUCAUUUGGAGAUCUUUGGGUAACAAGUGACUAAAAAAUCUAAUAAACAAUAAUUACGAUUAUUUCAGGGGCAUGUCACGCUGGGAAUCUUAGGUGAGAUACCCACAAGAUGGAAGUUGACCUCCAAUUCCAUUCACAACAUAGAGGCAGCUUAAGGUCCAAAUAGUUUAUUGUUGCAGAAUAGAAAGGCUUCAGUAACACAGUUCUGGAUGCUGAUAUAUGCAUACAACUUGUAGGCUUUUGACUUUGACAGAUACAUACAUACAAGUACAAAGUAUUUCUGUUGCUUCAGCAGUUCAAAACAUAACACAGACUCAAACUGCCUUCUCAAAACUCUCCCUGACCCUCACUGGCUGACUCCUGAGCUGACAUGCCCUAUUCAUUUAUAUAGAUGGCACUGCCAUAACAACUGGCUUGACUGACCUUGCACCUGUUGGCUUAUCUCAUAUAUAUGGGGUAAUUUGUGCUCGUGAAGGAAAUAAAUCCCUUCCUUCAACAAGUCAGGGAGAUCCUAUGUGUGUCCUCUGUGAACGCUGGCCUAUUAGAACAUUAGGCUUUUGGAUAAAAAGUGCAAGAAUACUCUUCAGCAUCAAGUGUUUGUGCUCUUCAAGCCAGGCAUUCAUGGAUGUGUGUAAACGUUUCUCUUGCUUUAACUCCCUCAAUAAGAGCAAUUUGUUCAUUUUCUCAAAUGGCUUUGAUUUAAGGGGAGGAGAAGAUGAAGAUCUGUCCAGCACUGCUGCCUUAGCCUUGAGGCAGAGCAGGUGUACCAGUUUGCCAGGCUUGGCCAAGAUGCUGAGAUGCCACCCAUGCUGCAGGCCUUGUACUAGAGUGAUUCAUCUGGGUGGGGAUGACAAGUGAGAGCUUUUGUAUAUAGUGGGAUGAAAGAAUAAUCAGUGAAUAUGCAAGUGUGCUUGAAAGAGAGAAAAGUUAUGAACUCUAGAGAAGAGAUUAUAUGUACCAAAGAGAAGUAGAAUUAUGAAAGGCUUAGGAUAUUCUGCUCCCUCAAAUGGCUGCACAGCAGAUUAUUUUAAAAUGUCAUAAAAAGUGUUGGAGUGCAAUUCUUGGGUUGUCUGCUGCUUUUAGGCCCACAAAAUAGUGUUAUUAUCUGGUUCCAAGGACAAAUAUUGUAAAGUGUUACAUUAGCAGAUUGCAUAUUGAGAAAAGGUAAACAGGGAAAGGAAACCAGUGGUUGCAAUUAUUGACAGAGCAAUUAGUACUAGCAAUCUUUCUUCCCUCCGUCAGAAAAAGCAUAUUUUAUUUUGUGGGAUUUUUGAGGAGGAAAUAUUCUCAAUUUUAAGAAAAUAAAUAUAUUCGAAAUUGGCAUGCAGCAAUAAUAACAAAUCCUUAGUAGUUAACCUAUUUAUGGAAAUAAAGCUUUCAUUAUACCACAGAGGUGGUAUGAAAAACCAGGAGAAUUUCUGUAUAUAAAGAAGCCCAAGUAGAUGCUUUUAUAAUGGUUUCCUUUAAAGCAUGGUUGUAUUUUUGGCAAAUUCCCAGCACUUUACUUUCAGCCAGGAGAGUCUAUGCAUAGCUCUUAACAGUACUUCUACGCACAUCAUUAUAUGGAUGGGCCUUCAAAGGAGGGUUUGAAAAUACCUUGGCCUAUAGUUGCCCUUAGAGAAUAAGAACAUUGGUUUUUUUGUUGAUUUUGACAUCUAAGAUUAUAUAAAAGAGGGUCUAAUUGUGGCAAACUAGACUGGCUUGAAUAAUACAGUUGCUAAGUUUGCUUUGGUCUUCAUACCAAAUUUAGAAUUAUUUUGGGGUUUAAUUUAAAAAUCCAAAGAAUCACAACAUAAAUUAACGAGAACUCAUGCAUGUCUUUAAAAAGUACAAGCAGUGCCGCCUUUUUCCAAUUUCUAAAAAUGAGAUAUGAAAACUUCAGCACUUCAUACUGUAACCUUGCUUCUCUAUGGGGAGAAAAUAAGCCUGUGUUAUCUCAUGGUGAUGGGCCCAUUCUUCAUUCUCACUAUUUGGUUUUUGAGAGCCUCUGAGCUUGAGACGCUCUAGUCAGAUCAGUCAAAGCAUUGCCAGCUUUUGUCCUUCAUUUUUAAUGGCAGUUAGGCAUUUGCUUGAAAUGAUUUACUGUAUUCAGUAUAAGUUUCUGCUUAUACUUAAAAUAAAACAGAACAUAUUGUUAAAUGUAGCUAGAGGUUGCUGUAAAACAUAAACUCUGGACAGACUUGCAAUGUCAUUUGUAUAUAAUACCCUUAGCUUUUGAGUGCCUUCAGAGAGAGAGAGAGAGAGAUUUUAUAAUGAGGAGGAGGUUGGUUAAUGGGCAACAAAACCCAUCAUUGUAUUGUUCCUUUUUCUUCACAUUACCUGCAUGAAAUCCUGUGCCAAUUCUCUUCCUUCAUUUAAUGUCCAGUUACUGUUGAAGGAAAGACUGUGCCAAGCUCUGGGAUGGCUGAGCGUAUAAGUUUAUAGCCUACAACAAACUGGCCUACCAAUGACUGGGCCAGCAUUUCUGUGCCAGCAGGACCGCACCUUUUGCCUGAUAAGCAAUGUUUCUUUUGCCAUGGCAUGCACCAUUUUAUGACUACUUAUACUAAACUUCAUUUGACAUUUUGUUGCCCAUCACCCAGUUUUGUGAGGUCUUUCUGGAGCACUUCACGGUAAGAGAUCAAUAACCAAGAUGUCUAUCAUUAGUUUAACAAAAAAUUAGAAGCAUGUAGGAGAUUAGUAUGGCUGUGCUAUCAUAGGGGUGGGGUGCAACUCCUUCCUUAUGUUUUUCUCCUGAUCUACCAACCCAGUAUAGGAAACAUCGAAAAUUCAGCAUGGACUGAAAAAAAGGCUUAUUAUGUGAUCAGAAUGAUACCUGUAACAUUUGACAUGGGCGAAAAUGAGGAAGUCUGUUUCUUUUAAAGGGCACUUCUUAUAUUCAACAGACACUGAUGAAACAAAACGUAUAAGGAAUUUGGGGAGCCCUCUGUACUCUUUUUGCAUUAUGAAAAUGGAGGGUCAAGUAUAGUGGUGUCCUGGAACAUGAUUUUCAUUUCCCCUGCAGAUUCCAGGCAUUGAAGGCCACUCCCUCUGGUGGCCUAUGUGAAUAAUCAGUCACCAGAGAACAAAGCAAACUGAUUGUCAAGCAUUUUCCUGAUUCUCAAAGCUUAAUCAGACCAGUGAAAGAAAAUAUGAGAAUAUUUAGUGUGAAUACUGCAAGAAAUUAACUGUGGUGUUUCCUUUGUUCAUUCAUCUCUGGAUGUAGAAGAUCCUUUAAGCUGUAGCUCUAAAUGUACCUCCUAGGAGAGGCAGGGGGUGGGGAAGUCACUGAUAACCAGCAGAACCUAUUCUGGAGUAGGCAUGCUUAGAAUUAGAUUGGGGUGUUUUGCUGGAGUGGGAAUGACAGAUGCCAAUCAGUUGCUUCAAAAUAGGGAUUUUUGUGUGUUUUUGAUUAGCUUCUUAAUUCAAACAUGCACUCUCUAGUAGCAAUCAUACCCUGCUGAGUAGACAGAUACAUUCUUGCUGCUCAUCUCUUUCUUCAGUGCCUGGCUAUACUAUUUCUAAGACUUUCUGUUAUUAAUGGCAUUUUGCCACCAUCGGAAGUGAGUGUCAAAAUACUUCGAUCAUCCUUGAAGGCUGCUUCACAGUGAUGAGAAAAUUGGUCUGAUUAAUGUAAAUGAUACACUAUUCAAUGCACAGUGCAUCAGUGAUUGCUUUGGUUGCACUUUAAUUCACCUGUACUUGUACAUUAUACUUCUCUGGCAGCAAUUACCUCUCUCUUUGGUAGGAGAGGAAUUGUAUUAUUUGAAAGAAUGUGGAACUUUCCAGAAACUUGUUCUAAACCAUGUUUUAGUUCUCAUUAAGUACAGCUGCCUGUGAAGUGCUCCGAUAAUCUCUUCUUAAAAGGCACUGAUGACAAUGACUGCCCACAUCUCAAAAACAAGACUCUGUGAUUAAUUAUUAAACAGUUUAGCUCUUAUCCAAACUGUUUCUGUCAUUAUAACUAUUUUAAGAAAAAUAUUGGAUGAAUUCUGACAAUGCUAGCCACAAACUUUGAAACUUAUUCCAGCAGAGGGAGUGUUGGGAAAUGGUUUUCUUUUCAACUGGUUAUUGUAAGAGCUACUAUGUAACUUUAAGAACUGGUGCCUGAUUUUGUUUGUGUUCCUCUUCCUUUAUAUUUUCCCUGUUUUUCUUGCAUAUUUUAAAUUGUAAAACUUGUAGGCAGUGGUUGUUUUGAUUGUUGCUCUAGGUGUCCUUAUAUAAGCUGCUUUAGGAGUCCUUUUUUGGCUGAAGAGCCAGGUAAAAAUGCUUUAAAUAAAAAUAAGCAUGUAAAUGAAUGCAACCUACAGGGAUUUCUAAGUAUUACACAUACUGUAAUGUAAGUCUGCAGUUCUGAAACCAACAAGCAUAGGGUGGAGAUAAGGGUGGUCCGUCCCAGAAAACUACAUGAAGUGCUUUCUGAAAUAUGUGUCAGCCAUUCCACUAGCCAAGCACUGACAUCUAAAGAGCCCUCUCAAAAUCUGUCUGGUUUGGUCCUCAUUCUCUGCAUGCUUGAAAGAUAAAGAGCAAGGGGGUACAGUUUCAGAAGCUAGUGUACAAUUAAGGGUGUGGCAAUAAUUCAGCAGGUUUCUUUUCUGAAAACAAUACUGUAUCUCUCUAGAAGUGGGCAAUUAUCCCAAACCCACUUUCUGCUCAGUUCUCUGAUUUACUAUCAGUUGUGGGGCAGGGAAGUUAUUGGGGUCUGGAUGUGCAAGCUAGCCAGGGGUGGUGGUGUUGUUGUUGUUGUUUAGUCGUUUAGUCGUGUCCGACUCUUCAUGACCCAUGGACCAGAGCACGCCAGGUACUCCUGUCUUCCACUGCCUCCCGCAGUUUAGUCAAACUCAUGCUGGUAGCUUCAAGAACACUGUCCAACCAUCUCAUCCUCUGUCGUCCCCUUCUCCUUGUGCCCUCCAUCUUUCCCAGCAUCAGGGUCUUUUCGAGGGAGUCUUCUCUUCUCAUGAGGUGACCAAAGUAUUGGAGCCUCAGCUUCAGGAUCUGUCCUUCCAGUGAGCACUCAGAGCUGAUUUCCUUAAGAAUGGAUAGGUUUGAUCUUCUUGCAGUCCAUGGGACUCUCAAGAGUCUCCUCCAGCACCAUAAUUCAAAAGCAUCAAUUCUGGCGAUCAGCCAGGGGUAUGAUAAGGUUAAGAAUGGAAAUCCUACUGGGAGCAAAGGCCAUCUGUACUUGAAUGUGUAUCAGAAUGAUUGCAACACAAUUCCUUAAAGUAAGAAUAUCAAGGAUACUAAAGCAGAAAUCCGUGUCUGUGGGAUGAAAAAACAUAAAACUGCAGAUGUGAACUGUUCCUACCAUCCAUAGCCCUAGUAGCUAACAUUCAUUAUAUAGCCAAAUGAGAGGUAAUUGUACAUUCAAGUGGGAGAGUUGUGGAAAAGGAUGGGCAGCCCAAAUCUACAGUCUGGUAUUGGUGGGGUUUUGACCCACCAGCAAAGAAGUGAAAUUGAUUAGAUUUGCCAUAAUUGGUAAAUAAAAUCUUAGAUUCUCCUAGUUAUGUUCUCCAUAUACAGAUAUUUUCUUGGUCUGUCUUGGAUAUGUGUGGAUCCGUCUCAUCUGUGUGGGAAUGUUCAGGGAUGCAGGAGAGGAUAUAUUGUUUAAUUAUAUCCUUUCCAACUUGUGUUAACAAGUUCCACAAUUUAGCAGAGUAACAUUCACCUCUUUAAACUUAUAGUGGAUGCGUUUGCUCAGGCUUGCUAAAGCCUCUAUAAUAUGUUUUAAAGGUAAUUCCCCUUUAGUCCCUCAUAAAAGAUAAGACACGACACAGUCUUCUAUAAAAGUAUAAAAAGCGUUUACUCACUCACAUUCUGUUCACAAUUGGAUCCCAGAAGGCAGACGUAGCUUAGAAAAGUAAUAUAUCUGGAAACCAUCCCAUAAAGAGACAGUCCCUUUGUCCUCUCUUGGCUGGAAGCCAAGAGAGCAUCUUUAGGCUAAGCAGAUGUUGCUUCUUCAACGAAUGUAGUCAGAGAUGGCGGCCAGUCCUAUGCUUUUGUUACCUGCACAGGUGAGGCCACGCCCACCUCUAGUCACAUGCAGAGGAAGUCUGUCCCAGCUUAGGAGAAACAGGAAGUUCCGACUGGCUGGUCCAGACAUCCCUUUUAUGUCCUCUCUAGGGUUGUUGUACUUGACUGCUCUUGUGUUUCACAUCCCACAAUCUGUCAUCCAAAAUCCUGUGUCCUAGCACCAUCUUACAUGUGAAAGAACCUGUGUUUCUUUCCUACUUGUGAAUUAUAUGUUGUGAAAUGGUCUUUGUUACAUGCCCCAAAACAUAAACUCUAACCCCCCUCAAUAAGUCAGUUUUAAGAUUUUACCACUUGUUCAAGGGACGGUCACAGGCCUUAAUACAAACUUUCCACAUAAUUAUCACAUACAGUGGACUGUUCACCAGUCAAAUCAUUGAUAUACCAGCUGUUCCUGACAUUUGAAUAUCUGUGAUUCCCCCACUCCUAUUCUAUUUGAAGACUUUAACCAGAUGCAGACUCUAUGACUUCAACAUCAGCCAUGCAUUUAACAACUCCCUCCCAAAUCUGUUUACCAUUUAACCUGACAAAGAUUUCAGGAGCACACAAAAGCUUUUGGUAAUAUUUUGGUUGGUGUGGUAAUAGUAUUGAUUUUUAGCUGUUUCUUACGGGGCCAUUCUUACAAGGCCAACAUGCUCCUUUUACUUUUUAAACAAUAUGAUCGACUUUUCAUAUGUCGUCACAAAGUACAUUGCAGAAUAUGGGCAUAAUAUUGGAUGUUAUUAAUAGAGAACAUUAAUUGUUUUGCCUGGGAGGAACAUCAAAACGGUUGCAAAUAAUUUUAGGACUGAUAAAUAGAUGCAAAUAUAAGAAGGGCUUGCUCAGGGGAUUUUUCAGUAGCCAGACGGUGCUGGUUGUACUUUAUCAGGGGAAAAGAUAUAACUUAAGAUCAAGCAAAUGUAACUUUGUGUGGCUUGAACAAGCCAUUCCUAAAAUAUAAAAUUGUCGGAUGAUUCAUGAUUACACAGAUAUGCAGAUGAUAUACUUAGUAACUAAUACAGAGAUGGAGAAUAAGAGGCAAAGAGUUGACUAAUCUGGGGUUAUGAGGCAGAGCAAUGAAAGAACCAGGAAGAUUCUUUGAAUGAAUGACUGACUGACUGACUGACUGAAGAAAUUCAUAUGCAAAGCAAUAGGGAAGCCAAUCUUAUGAGAGUGAGAAAUGGUUGAGAUUGCAAUAAUAAGCAAGACAGAAAUAGGAGAGGUAACACAUAGUCAGCCUGUCAAAAUAGGUCACACUGUCUGGGGUUGUCUGUAAUCCAGCCCUGUAUUUUACCCCCAACCCCCACCCUGAUCCCAUUAAUCAAUCCUUGGGUUCCUACCGAACCCACCAUGUUUUAUUUAAGAAUAUAAAAAUUUCCCUGUUGCAAUGGACAUAGGCUGAUGCCUAUCAACAAAAUAAUCCUGAACAAGAUAAUAGAUGGUAAAGGAUCUCAAGAGCCAAGGAAUGGGAGCAUCUUUAAAGUGGGCAAAGCCUUUGUUCAGAGCCUUUGUGUGAGCCAUGACUGAGUAAAAAGUAUUGUUAAAUACUGAAUUACCGGUAAAUACAACAGAAUCAGACUCUAACUUGUGUCUCCAUAAACUAAGAUUUUCACCAUGAGUACUCCCGAAUCCAUAAAAGGAAAACAUCAAAUACUUUUUCAGAAUAAGGACAGGUUAUAGGGCUAUAAUACUGAGCAAAGGAUAUGGGGAAGGAAAGGUGCUUCAAACAUUUUGGCUAGCCCAACCAUAUAUUGGAAAUGUAUGGAAAGCAGAGGGCAGACCCAGCCUUCUCAGGAAAUGCUUAGAAAUACAGUCCUUUAAGAAAACCCAACUGGAGUACACAAAAAAAGCAGGCCAGGAAAGUAACAAUGAAAGAUAUAAAACCACACAGGGGUGUAUAGGUUAGACAGGAGAAGGGCACUGACUCCAUGCAUGUGUUUAGUAUGCAAUUGAGCCAGAAAAAGAUAACUGAUGCCGUGUGGUGGAGGAGGUAAAUAAGUGCAACAAUUUACUAGCAUCUAGAUGAGCAAAUAUGGGUUUGUUUUGUAGUUCAUAAUAUCAUAUAAUAGUUCAACACAAAAAUGGUGGAGACAAUGAAAGAGGAGUGAGUUUGGCCCAGUUAGGAUACUGAAAUACUGAAAAUCAAGGCAUGGCUGAGAAUUUAGCAAAAUUGUCUCUCUUUUCUGGUGUGUCUAGAUUGCUUCUUAUUGAUGCAUCAUGGUCUUGUGCAGGUCGUGAAACUAAACAAAUGCUGUGGGAACUUUCAGUGUUGAGUAAUUGAUUUCUCAAUGUUAGCACUCAUUCUACAUACCCAAUUAUGUGUAGAAAACUGCAGCUUGAUUCCUUGACUGGUUACUUAGGGUUAUACCUUAAGGCUGUCAUUAGUAGAGUUUUGUGCUGCACCUGUCAGACUUGUUUGCAAAUACUAUAUGAAAACAAGCUGCAGCAGAUUUUAGAAUGCAUUCCCCCAGCAAUAGCAAACUGUAAUGUCAUCAAAACACAUUCAAAUAAAAAGGGUUUUGAAAGAAUGUUACAAUUGCCUUAAAUCUGGCUUUCAUAAGACUGUGGUUUCCAGGUUCUGCUGAGAACAUGCAAGAACCCCAGGAAAUCUAGUGAGAGGCCCACAAAGCUUCUGCGAGAUUUCAUGGGGCUCUUGCAAUAUCUUGUUGGAGCCUGGAAGCCCCCACAGCUGUGGCAGGGGGUGUACCUGUGUGGGUGCCCACAGAGGCAUCCCUUGAAUUCUGCCACCUGAGGUGGUUGACUCUGUCUGCCUCAUGGGCCAGCAGUGAGAAGCUAAGUUGUUGAAGGGGUGCAUAGCUGUGUAUGGCAGUGCCACAAUCAACGGUGUUUGGGGCAGAGGAGGUUGGACAGACCAGGAAAGGGAAAAGCAUCAUAAACCACUUUGUGCUAUCUGUCUUCAGCAUCAGAGCUCCUUGUAGAAAAUGUCGGGAAACUUCCAAGUUUGAGGGUGCUGUUUUUAAACACCCAUGUCAGUUAAUAAUACAAUUUCGGGGUUGAUCCUGGAUGAGAAUUAAAGACUGAUUUAAUGCAUACUGAGUCAUGGGUCCAUCGUUGCACAUUUAAGCUGAGAGAAUAGGACUAUUUAACUUGAUCUUGGAGCUAUGGUGGCAAUGCUUCUAAAGGAAGUAAAACUUAGCUCUGUCAAACCUUCCUUACAUGGAUGAAGUUCUUGAGCAUGCUGUCUCAUCUCAGUUCCAGGCAUUUACUAUUUCAUAUCUGUUAUUUAAUUCAGCCUUCACUAAGUUGGUGCCCUUAGAUGGAACUACAGCUCCCAUCAGCCCCAGUUAGUAGGGACAGUGGUCAGGGGUGAUGGGAGUUGUAGCAGAGCAAAACCUGGAGGACCACAGGUUUCCCCACCUUAUGCUGUACUGAGUCAAGUCAGUUUAUUGUGUUUUAGUAGACAGCCAUUAUACCCAUGAAAAUGACAACAACAACAACAUUUCUGCUCUUAACUGUUAAAGGAUAAAUAAUUUCCACCUUUAAUAGCACUAAUUUGUAGAGCCUUAGCAAGAAAUUUAGAUAUUCUUACGAAUUUAAUCCGUUCCAGAAGUCUGUUCUUAAACCAAAGCCAUUCUUAAACCGAGGCACACUUUCCCUAAUGAGGCCUCCCACCGCCAGUGCCCUUCUACUGUUUGGCUUCCGUUCGGAAACUGAGGUAAAGUUCGCAAACCGGGACACUACCUCUGGUUUUGCGGAGUUCGUAUACUGAAUAGUUCGUAAAACAAGGCUGUUCUUAAACCGAGGUACCACUGUAUACUUCUCUACAAUGGACAGCAAAAAAACAAGUCUUUGCUGGGGAUGACCUUCCCUUCUGUGAUCUUAACAAUGAGUAAAUAUAGACUCAUGUCUUCUCUGUGUCUUCUAUUGACACAGAGUUGCAACCACAAACCCUGUCCUUAAGAAUUCCUUUGUGCUGGCCCAUCCAAUCUGCUAGUGAAAGGACAUUUGAUUUUGCCUGUGUGAAGACUACCCUCAUUUUAACGUUUGGUAGGUCUGAAAUCCCAGCAUUUGCUACCAAGAUGUUUAUUGAUUGUGGUAAAUAAAGGAAUGCAGGUAGGCUACUGGGUGGGCACAGGGUGAGCUCAUUCUGUUGACGAAAGAAAAAGUGCCAGUCUGGUUGCUGAACCUGGGUGCAUUUUCCCUUGUCUCUCUUCUCUCUGGUCCCCACUCCAAAAAGCAGCAAGCAUUACAGCUAGGGACAAUCCAAGCCACUGUGUUUCUCUGCUGUUGUUUCUGGCUUUCUGCUGUGGCUUCCACCUUUAUGCUGUCACACGCAUAGCAAUGGAAAGCAUUCAGACUGGGGGCAAACCAAGGCUUGCCUUUCCAUAAACAAAGUGUAAUAAAUCAACAGAACUGUUCAGACUGUGGUGUAUCCAUCACACAUGUGUAUUAUCAAGAGUCAAGGGCCUUCUCAGCAGUGGCGUCCACCCUGCGGAACGCCCUCCCGUCAGAUGUCAAAGAAAUAAAUAACUAUCUGACUUUUAGAAGACAUCUGAAGGCAGCUCUGUUUAGGGAAGUUUUUCAUGUUUGAUGUUUUACCGUGCUUUCAAUAUUUUGUUGGGAGCCACCCAGAGUUGCUGGGGAAACCCAGCCAGACGGGCAGGGUAAAAAUAAUAAAUUAUUAUUAAAUUAUUAUUAUUAUAGCUUCAUAAUAAUCACUCACAGUUGUUUGCAAAGGAUGCAAAACCCCAGGCACUCAGUAGCCAUGGGCCAUUUAAAAGUUGGGGCCUGGUAACUGUGUUACUGAAGAGAGUAGGAAGCAGGUUUCUUCUUCCAUGUAAGCCACGGUUUGUAGGACCUGACCAUGCUGCUUCCUUUUAAUAUAAAACAUUUCUCUUGCCAUCUAUCUUCUCCCCUACCUCCACAUUUCUACUACUCAUUUUUCCACCAUGUUUUUUUUUUUGUACAUAUCUUCCUUAGAUCCAAAACACUUCUCUCCGUAUUUAUUUUUUUCUCUCCUUUCCACAAUAUUUUAUUUCUCAUUCCUCUCCCCAUCUCCUGCAGUUUUAACAUGUAUUUGAGAUGAUUAGCAAAAUCAAGUGUCCCUCACACUCAAUUUUUUUGUAGGGUUCAAGUAGGUUCCAAGAAUUGUUCUGGCACAUCAUUGCUCCCUUUCCCCCACCCUUCUUUUUGCUGGAUUGUGCAUGCUAGUUAACCUGCAUCUGUGUAGUUUACAAGAAACUCCAUCUUGACAGGGCAGCUAGUUUGUAUGUACACCUUUGCAGGAUCUCAGCUGCAUCUCUAACUCUGCCACACCUAAUUGAGAGGAGUUUUAAUUAUUCCACAGUCUCCAGUGCAGGGGAGUCAGGCUGGGGUGAGGAGGAUGGGAUUGGCAGCAAGAUAGCUGGAGGGAAUUGGAAUACAUAUUACCUAAGGGAGUGGUAUCCUCAGUCUUCAUCUACUUUAAUUCCCUCACCAGACACAUCAAACAAUAACGCUGUAGGGCUUGAAAAAAUUGGGGCAAGGCAGCAGGGGCAGUGGGUGGCAGGCAGUGACAGCCUGUCUAAAUAUCUGAGUGGCAGACAAUUGAAAGGAAACAACUUUGCUGCAUGGCCAGUGCAGGCAAAACUAUGUGUGGUAAUUAAUUGUUGGGGCUGUUUUUGUUUUUAAACAAAGAAAAGUUUGAUAAUUGGACUAAGCUGCUCGGCCAUAGGUGAACUCGGAAGGGAGAAUUUAUUUGGUAUGACAUUUCCCAAAGUCCAAUGAAAUCCGAUUGCUCCCCUGUAAUUAUAGUGAUUAGUUUUAAAACUUGUACCUUACUGCCCGCUUUUUUGCACUGAAUGUAGGAAGUGGGGGGAACACUACAAAAGUGGUGGGGCCAACACUAAAGGAGUAAUUUGUAUUUGUGCUUAAAAUGUGACUUGGAAUUUGGAAGUGAUAAGCUUCUGAAUGCCAGUUCCUGGCAACUGCAAGUGGGGAGAGUGCAAUUGCACUCCGGUCCUGCUUGCAGCUUUCCAACAGGCAUCCCGUGAGAGCAGGAUGUUGCACUAGAUGGGUCUGGGCUUGAUCCACCAGGGCUCUUCUUAUGUUCAUAUCCACAUAAAGCAAUAAUGUCCAUUAACAUUUUCUGUAUAUUCUGGAUUUUUUUUAAGCCUUUGUGCCCAACAAGCCCUCGCACAGCUGCAAAAAAACAAGAGUCCAAUCAAAUGAUUAGCUUCCAAAUAUAGAAGACUUUAUCUCAUCAGAAUAUACCAUUGCAAACAGACUUAAAUGCUUGUCCCUCAACGUCCUUUUUUAAAAUUACAAUAGGCUAUUCUUAUGCUAACCAAAAGGGCAAACAUACAGCUAAUUUUCAUAACAAGCUCUUUUAAGUGAUUAGCAAUCUGUAAAGAGAUCUGUGCUGACUGGAAAAAUACUAGAUUCAUUGGACUUGCUCGUCUAAGAGCUUAGUGGUAGACCAUCUGCUUUGCAACCAGAAAAUCCCCAGUUCAAUCCCUGCCUGACAUCCACAGGUAGGGCUGGAAAACACUCCCUGUCUGAAAUCUGGGGAGUUGAUGCCUGUCAAUAUGGACAAUACUAAACUAGAUGGACCAAUGGUCUUCCUCCCUCUCUGUGUUUCUAAGUGCUUGUCUGCAUUGCUUUCCUUACCUAACUAAUAAUGGUACUAUCCAUUCUGCUUGAUAUAAGUUUAGUUCACCAGUAAGCAUCUGGGUUUCGCAGAGUAGUUUUACUGACAUUUCCUUAUAAACAUGGAGUCCUGCUUGUCAAUAGGCAGAAAAUGAGCUAGGAUUUAGUUGUUCCCUUCGGUCACAAGAGUAGAAAGUUAAUACAUAGCAGCCCAGGCCUAGAUAUCUUGCUGUCUUCCUAAGGACUCAGCUACACAGGUCAAUUUAUAAUGUUAAAAUGCAUUAUAAAAAUGUGACACCAGAUGGCGCUGUAGAGCAGAAUCCAAAGUCAAUGGCAGAUUGCCUUGGGAGCUUUUCCCCCCAUAGCAUUUUUUAAUAGUGUUUUUUAUAUCUGUGUAGAUACAGCCAGUGCAACUUAAGUGGUGAUAUAACAACAGGACUUGAUAGGAGAGCAAAAUGAUCUCGACAUUUUGAGUUUUGCAUGCCGUCUAGCAGUCUGAAGACCCAGGGGUCCUGAUAUACUGACAUGUAAUCUGGACGUAUAUUUUGCCUCUCUUGAGUUGCUUUUAAAAGGGCCUUAAAGACUUUUAUAUGCCAGACUGCUCCAGAUUGCUGAUUCUGGUGUGAUGUUUUGAAACUGUCAUUGUGCUUUGUUUUAUCUCUGAAGUCCUGGACUAAAAUGUUGGUGUCUUCAACUUAAUGUAUUUCAUACUGUAUUUUCUAUUUUUAAAUAUAUGAUGGUCUUUAUGAUCUUGCUUUUAAAAUGUGUUUAUACUAGUUUGGGCUAUACUGUAAGGCACUUUGUGUUGACCAUUUGCAGAAUACUUAUCAUAAAUAUGUAAACAAACAUCUGUGCAUAUAUGAAAAAUUCCUUGUGGGAUUAGAGAGAUUGUAUACAAAAGGCUCAUGACCUGAACAGUUUUCUGUUUGUUUCAGUGGAGGGUGAAAGUCUAAAUAUCCAUUGUGUUGAUAGCAUUCUGACAUUUUGCAAGAUUGUAUUUGUGAUGUUUUAAGAUAUGAAGUAAAUUACUUAGGUUGCUUUUUUUAAUGUAAAGCAGUAUAGAAAUUUUCUAAAUGCGCACGGAUGGGUCUUACAACCCCUACACAGGCAACUGCAAAGGCAAACAAAUAAUAAUGAUGUCAUAGGAGCCAACUCCUAGGGGCUUCACCCCCCCAAUAAAAUAUUCCCAAGUUGAUGGGCAUUGCCAUUCAAAUGGUGUAUGUGAAUUGUGUCAUGUGAUUAUGCUGGGUGGGGCUUACCUGGGCCCCUCCAAUAUUUUAUUCAAGUUGGCACUCCUGAAUGAUGUUAUUACCUAAUGGUACCUCGGAAGAAUUGCACCACCUCCCCCAUUUUCUUUUGUUAAAUUCUUCAAGCUGCAUUAGAGUGAUAUUUUAAAAUAAUAGAAAAAGAGGGAUUUUGUUAAAGAUAUCCGCAAAUAAAGAAAUAGAAAUGAUCUAAAUAAAAUAUAUAAGCAGAAAUCAGCGGAGCACCCCUAUGGUGUGAGCUUUCUGUGUGCAUAACAGUAAAUGUAGGCCUCUGACAGGGCAAGUAGAUGUGAGGGUUUUAUUUUAAAUCGCUUGCUGGGUUUGACCCAUUGAGACAUACUUUGAUCACCAUUACGAGCAGUCUGGAACUGCGAGGGCUAGAAAGUAAUUAAAAAAAACAAAAUCUGAACAAGUGCUCAAGUCUUCACAGACCGCAAGUGAGGCGAAGUCCCCUCUCCUCAGCAGCCAGUCCAUGCAGCCAUGAACUUCAAAUGGGAGUCACGCCUGCUGCACUGAGAUCAGCAUUUGGCAUUUAAUCCGAAAGAAAUCCUGAGGCGAGCCUUUCUUGACUCCUCCAUUAACUCAGAAAUGAGUUUUGCCCCUGGUCGCUUUUAUUUGUCUCCAACACUAACAACAUUUUCAUGGUUGUUAUAAACAGAUAAGCAAACCUAAAAUCAACUCCAAAUGCCCCACAAUGUCAGGGUGUUUUUGUUUUGCUAGGCUCUUGUUUCCCAGGCGCCAGGCCUGUAGUGCGUUUUUCUUCCUAGUGAUUUAUGACGCUGCUUUUCCUGUUUAGUUAACUAUGAUUCUUGACAAUUUAACUCAACAGGCAAAUUUGAGGUACAUCUGAAAAAUAAAACAGUCGUUUGAGGGAUUCAUACUGAGAGGUGAUUUACAAGCGCCAAGACUAGCCUCAGUCACUUGGGAUUUUGCCACAGGUGCCAUUUAAGGUGAUAUUUUCUCCACAAGUCGAGUUAUGGCAUCAUGCUUUUCUAGCACUCUGGGACACAUUCUGAUGCCAAGGGGAACUCAAGGGAGAGACUAGCUUUUUUAGCCCACCACAAAUGCAACAACAUUAACCUUAUUUAAAUUUCUACAGUUGUAUCUCGGGUUAAGAACUUCAUUCGUUCUGGAGGUCCGUUCUUAACCUGAAGCACCACUUUAGCUAAUGGGGCCUCCUGCUGCCGCCGCCGCGCGAUUUCUGUUCUCAUCCUGAAGCAAAGUUCUUAACCUGAAGCACUAUUUCUAGGUUAGCGGAGUCUGUAGCCUGAAGCGAAUGUAACCUGAAGCAUCUGUAACCCGAGGUACCACUGUAAUCCCAAUGCAGAUGUGCACGUGUCAUAUAGGUCAUAUAUGUAAAGCACAUGACUUGCCACAAAAAAUCCUGGGAGCUAUAGUUUGUUGAGGGUGUUAGGAAUUGUAGCUCUGUGGGAACUAAAUUUCCCCAGAUUCUGUGUGGGAAGGGAGCCAUGUGCUUUAAAGGUAUGGUAUAUACACCGCCUCAGAAUGCCUCCAGUGAUUACAUCAAACUAAUCAAUAUCAAGGUUAGAACAAAUCUGUCUUAGUUAUAUAGAAAGCUAUUAACUGCAUACACAGCAUUCAUUUAAAUGACAUGGUUUCUCCCAAAGAAUCAUGGGAACUGUAGUUUACCAACAGAGCUACAGUUGCCAGCACCCUCAACAAAUUUCUGCUCCCAGAAUUCUUCGGGGCAAGUUGUGUUUAAAUGUACAAUGUGUAUAUGAAGCCAUUCUGAGUGUGUUUUGGGGUGAGGAGCUGGCUGGCGGGAACAGGGGCUGCCAGCAUGGCACCUGCAAACCUCCCCUGGCACACAUAGGGUCCUCCCUGAAAUUAGGCUUGAAAAAAGCAUUCUGUUGUAGCCAGUAUAAUAAAUUGUGUGGGCUUGGUUGCUGUGUGUGUUGCCCAGGCUGCAAAUGUGUCCAUGAGCCCAAAAAGGUUGGUGAUCUCAGGGCCUAGACAUAUCUGUUGAAGGCAUAUAAACAGUUGAAGCAUACGCAGAAGAUUACAUCUGUUCAGGUCUGACGUGAGUAUCCGUAACAUGUCAAAAAUGUGACAGCAGAGGAGUGAGUGCAUUGAAGUCAUCCUUUCCACAGCACUGGGGCGGAAAUCAUGUUGUUCCUGUGCCUUGAGACUUAACCGCUCAUUUUUUAUGCAGGCUAUCCUGUCCACUUUGACUCAUCUCCUCACAUGUGAACCUAGUGAGGUAAGACUGUCCAAAGUGCCUUUAUCUAUGUCCCACUGCAAUUCCUGCGGUGAACCUCUUGGUAUCAGCCUCUUUAUGGAAACAGGGAGGGCAAUGAAGGCCCUGAAAGCCUAGCCAAAAGGAAGGGUGACUAUAUUUUAGAAAAAGCACCUUUUUAUAUUCUAGUGUUCAAAAACAGUCGAGUUUUCAAUAUGCACACUGUUUAAAAUCUGGAAAUGUUUGCAUAACUAAAGUAGAAUUUUAAAAACUACAGCUGGUUUACAGAUUGGCCUUCUCACAUGCUCUGCUCGUCCAAAUAGGCUAUAGCUUAAUAAAACAUACACACCAAAAUCCACAUGACCAACUACAAUGGCAGAAAACUGUGUGCUAAGUUCAGAGUUAUCCAGGACUCUUCCUCAGGCUGGAUGGUAAACAGAGCAAGAGUAAUGUUUGGUGGGGAAAGUUGUCUGCUGUUGGAGUCAGAGUGUCUGUCCUUAGUCACAGUCUUAAGGUGGGAUGUGGGAGGAGAUAGCAGGCAUUCAAACAAAGAUGUGCUAAGUGCUAUACAGGUUUUGAUUUGUGCCUAGGACUGCUGGAAAGAAGAAACAUGCCAUGCAAUGGCUGAUCCCCCAUUUUUAGAAAUAUAAAUAUAGUGUAAUAGUUCAGACAUAAGGGCAAGUAGUUUUUGGAGUUUUAAGAUCUGUGAAAUUCAGGUGCUGAAGUGAUUUUAUCUUCUUCUGCAGGUUUUAUGCCAUGUCAGAUUAAAUUUUACGGUUUUUUAA